CCCUGUUGCAACAGCUAUAAUAAAGAGCAGGCUUACUAGCCGCUUUGCUUCUCAAUAUUCUCUGGUUGGCCUCUGUUAUUUUCUCCUACCAAUAGGGAACCCACGUAAGCUCUAUACGUGCUCUUGGAUACCCCAUAAGGGAAAAGGGGCAGAUUUUGUUUACAACAUAGCUUAUGCGUAAAUCCGGCACUGCGGCUAUGCGACCCUAUUUGGGGGGGGGGCAUGGAAACCAGUGGGACGAACUUCUAACUGGAUAGACAUGCGGUUGGGGUGCAUCCCCCGUGCCCCGGGCAAGGUCGCCGGUCGCUCCCAGCCGCUGCCGGGGCUUCCCUUCGCCGCCUCUCUCCGCAUCCCAAAAUGGCAGCGAAGGCGGGGCCUCGUCUCGACGCGCCGCCCGGGAAACCUCCCCAUCCUGGCGGCGGCGGAAGCAAGAGGCAUGUGCGUCAAAGCGCUGCUGGGCUGAGCGGAGGCGCCGCUGCCGCCCUCUAAGGAUGGCAGAAGCAGCCCACGCAGCACAGGUCAGUGGGCAUCGCCAGCAGCCUCCGCGUCUCCUCCUUCUCCUGGGUGGGCAGCCUCCGUCUUCCUAGCACGGAGGAGGAAGGUUGUGGCGGCCUAGGGACUCACGGCCCGCCCGCUUCUUCGGGCACCCGGGCUUUCAAGUGCCUCUGAGCAUGCCUAGAGAGCGUUUCCUUCGCGGAAAACUCUUUGCAUCCCGUCCCCGCACGCUUGGGACUAUGGAGCAUGCGUCCUAGCGGGCCGUGGACUCCUUUUAAAGACACGAGCCCUAACAUGGCGUUUUUAUUUGCAAUGGGGCUGUCUGUGCAUUCAGGCGGGUUUCUCUCUCUCUGGGGAAAUGCCCCACAGCUGCAGGCUAGAAUUGGUUGAAGGGGGCUUUGCCACGCAUCGGAUUCUCUUGUUUCUAGGGGCCCCUAAUGGCGAGUUGGGGCCUGUGGGCUGCCCGUUGUAUCUGCGAGGCUAGUAGAAGAGGCAAUGGUACUGUACCUGCAUAGACAAAAGAAAUCGGCGAAUGACUUGCGAACAGAGGAAAGGCAAAACCGGUUUCUGGCAUGUGUGCAGCGGCACAUGUUCAGCCCUGGAUUUUUGCCUAUUUGUUUGAUUGUUUUAAAAAAAUCUCCAUUGUUGUAGUAGGAGAAGCAAGACAGGAGCCAGGAAGGAACAGCACAAGUCUCUCCCCCCAUUCUCUAAAGAAAUGUGAUGAAUUGCAUUUGAGGCCUCUGCUGGAAAAGUAAACUAGACGUUUAAAUACAAACUUUUAUUCAGACAAACACAGAAGUGUCCUCCCAGAGCUAUGGGUUAAACUGAUUGCAUCGGUUCCUUGUGUGUGAUUGCAGCAGAUUGUAGGAAGAUCCAGCAGUCUGAGUGGACUUGAAGUUUAAGUCUGAUAAUUAAGGUACUGGGUUUGCAGUAUACAGAAAAAAGGAAGGAAGUACCAUGCAAUAAGAAUACCUGUGUUGAAGUCCAGAUAGAUAGAUGAUAGAUAUUGCAGAACACAUUAUAUUUUGCUUUAUAGAUUUUUUACUUUCUUUGGUGAAUGUCAAGGACAAGUAGCCAAAUAACUUGCAUAUCAUACACAAGUGUUUGAUGGUUUAGCUGUAAUCUUCCUCAUGAUAUUCUUUGCUCAUUAAAUUUAACAGCCUUAUUCCAAAUUUGAUACAAAUGGAAAGACAUAGGCACAUAACUCGUGUAGAAAAACAAAAGGUUAGAAUUUCAAUGCCCAAACACUCAUUAGAAGCAGCAUGUGGUCUUCUAUGAACUCUCUGCACUACUGUAGAAGUUUAAGUGUGUUUUCCUUUUUUAAAAUGUAGUUUAAAGACUUAAGCCCUGGAUUUCUUCUGCCCAGAGCUGAUGUGCCUUUUCGUAUGGCAUGAUAUCAGAAAUGAAUGACGCUGGUCCCAUCCAUAGACGAUGACAUCACAGCAGCGGUGGUGGUGGCACUGGGGUUGGGGUGGGGAGAUAAAAAAAGCAUGAAGAAAAUUGCAGGAAGGUAUAACACAGCAGGGCAGUGUAAAUGAUAAUAAUAAUGCUAAUAUUAGUAGUAAAUUUUAUUAUUUAUACACCACCCUUCUGGCUGGGUUUCCCCAGCCACUCUGGGCAAUUUACAGCAUAGCUAAAAACAAAACUAAAACAUCAAGUGUUAGAAACCUCCCAACACAGGGCUGCCUUCAGAUGUCUUCUAAAAGUUGUGUAAUAUACAGGAUGCACAAUCAAAAGAUGGCUAAUUUGUUUCACACAACUCAAGCAGCAUUUUAAGUUCUAGUCUAGUCAGAACUUGAGUCUUACCCUUUGGACUUCAUCCAGCCUACACGCACAGAAUAUAGUUUGAACACAUAUAAGGUGGGUGGAAUUUGUAAUAGGAGUAUUAAUGGUGAUUUCUCACACAAUUUUUUGUACUCUGUUUUUAAUACUUGAGAGCAAAGUAUAUGUCUCUCGCUGAUGUGCAACAGAUGCAUAAUUUGCCCCUUACCUAUUUAAAAUUGGCAGAAGUGAAGGCUUAAUGUUUAUUUUAAAAGUGUAAGCGGCAAAUAAGGCAUAGAUGCACAACCAAUGAAGUGUGCCUGCAUUUUAUUCUUAUUUAUUUAUAUGUUACUACAUUAAUAAUAAUAAUAAUAAUAAUUUAUUUAUACCCUGCCCAUUUGGCUGGGUUUCCCCAGCCACUCUGGGCACCUUCCAACAGAAUAUUAUUAUUAUUAUUAAUAAUAAUAAUAAUAAUAAUAAGCGAUAAAACAUCAAACAUUAAAACUUCCCUCAAUAGGGCUGCCUUCAGAUGUCUUCUAAAGUUGUUUAUUUCCUUGACAUCUGAUGGGAUGUCAAGUUGUUUAUAUCCUUGACAUCUGAUGGGAGAGCAUUUCACAGGGCAGGUGCCACUGCCAAGAAGGCCCUCUGCCUGGUUUCCUGUAGCCUCACUUCUUGCAGUGAGGGAACUGCCAGAAGGCCCUUGGAGCUGGACCUCAGGCUGAACAAUGGGGGUGGAGAUGCUCCUUCAGAUAUAUGGUGUAUAUGUGUAUUUAUGUAAAAUAUUUAUUUUUACAUUUAUAUCCCACCUUUCAUCCAAGGAGCUCAGAGUUCCCUCCCCAUUUUAUUCUCACAUCAACCUUGUGAGGUAGGUUAGGCCAAAAGACAGUGAGUAGUCAACCCAAUGAACUUCAUGACUAAGAGGGGAUCUGAACUCUGCUCUCUAAAGUCCUAGAACAAGAGCUGCUCAUCUGGUGGGACAGAGCUGUAAUAAUAGCCUCCCAGCAGAGACAUGAUUGCUGCUUACAGGGAGGGAUGAGGCAGUGGGGAUGUCAGGGCUGUGCAAGUACACUGGGGGAACCAAUCUUGCAUUCCCGCUGCUGCACCCACACAGCUUGACCCCCUCCGUUGCCCUGCCCCUCUUUCUGUUAAGCAGCAGUGAUACACCUGCCAGGAUGACAUUGCUGCAACUCUCUCACACCAGGCAAGCCACUCCUGCCCUAUCCCAAAAACUAUCCACUACACCAAAGGUGUUCCCUUGGAUAUCUGUUUCAGAAUAUCUGCUUUCAGUAAUGUUUCAAUCAGGUCUAGAUCUGAUUCUGAAAAGAGAUAAAAUAAAAUUACUCUCUUCCUUGGCAUGCUUCCUGUAAAAGCAUUUCAUAACAUUUAUCUUGGACCAAGGGCCUUACAUGGUUUCGCCUUCAGAUUGUGAAAGUUGAGUUGCUAGGAGGUCUGUUCUGGUAUCACUCUGGGCCACUAGUAUCGAUUGCUCUGACAUGAGGGGUGUCUGUUAAUGUUUGUUGGGUGUUGCUGACUUAAAGUUGUGCCUUGAAAGUUUUAAGUUGUGCUUUAAAACAAAAGACCUCAUUGGACUGCUUAGCAGUAGAGCAGUGGGAAAUUUAGAAGUGCAGGGUGCCUUCAUGAUACAACCACGCCCCUUCUAAGAUUAUGCAACAAUUUUAUAAAUUAUACAAUACUAAUAAUUAGGGAUGCAUUGCAACAAUCAAUGCAGGUCUCCACAGGUUGCCUUUCAGCUACUAUUUUCUGUGCACGCACAUGGGCAAAUGAUUUGGAGUGAUCCGGUAUCUUCUUUUGGAGUGACUUAAAUUGUGUUUUCCAUGAAGUUCCCUUGUAUGUAACAGAACCUGCACACCUGCUUCUUGAAAAAGAAGCACCUUGUGUUUUUGGUGUUCCUAAAUGCUUAGCAAUACAGUGGCUGUAGGACACUGGAAGGGACGUGGGUGGCACUGGUCUAAACCACUGAGCCCCUUGGGCUUGCUGAUCAGAAGGUUGGCGGUUUGAAUCCCCAUGGCGGGGUGAGCUCCUGUUGCUCAGUCCCAGCUCCAAAGUGCAAGUAGAUAAAUAGGUACCGCUCCGGCGGGAAAGUAAACAGCAUUUCCAUGUGCCGCUCUGGUUUUGGUGUUCCAUUGCGCCAGAAGUAGCUUAGUCAUGCUGGCCACAUGACCUGGAAAAACUCUGCAGACAAACGCCGGCUCCCUUGGCCUGUAAAGCGAGAUGAGCGCCGCAACCACAGAGUCAUCUGCGACUGGACUUAACUGUCAGGGGUCCUUUACCUUUACCUUUUUUAGGACACUGGAGACAAGGACCUUGCAGGGACCUUGCUGCAGAAAUAGUAAUGAAUGGGUCUUCAACCCUCUGUGAUCUCAGACCACUAGGCCACUGCUGCCUAGGUAAGAGUAAGUAUACAAAUAUGUCAUAUUUUGUUCUGAAAGGAGGACAAAGACAGAAGGAAACUUUGAUCACAAGUAUGUUUCCCUGUGAGCGGUUGCAGUUUGCUCUGUGGCGGUCUUUUGAAGUCAUUUUCUCUAGGAUAUCAAACACUUGGGCCCUGAAGCCCCAUAGCGCUACUGUGCAUACAAAAAGUUGACCAUUUUGUUGGGAUUCGCUUACUAUUUCCUCUGAAGCUCCCAUAAACUGGGGGAAAAGUGCUGUGAAGAACAGAAGAAAGGAAGGAGCACUUUAGAAACAGCCGUUUGUGCAGAAGUCACAUCAAAGGCAGGUGGAUUGCAGAGUGUGUGUGUGUAUUCUGUCUCCUUCCUAAAAUAGCACCCACAGCAGCAAUAACACUGUGUUUCCUCCCCCUUUUGGCAUGAGAAUGUGUUUGCAGAGAAUUGUGCAACAACUAUUCUGCACAAAUUUCCGGUUUCAAAUGAGUGUCAGAGCAGGGCACCUUAAUUGGGGUGGGAGAGGGGGAGGCCACUGACAUGUCUGGGCUGUCCAUUAAUAGUCCUGUUCUUUGUGGCCCUUCGGGGUAUUUGAAAAGUGUGUGAAAGUAGAGGGUAAUAAGAAUUCGUCAAAAGCUUGUUUUCCCAGGUAAAGUUCCUUUCCUCCCUUUCUCUGCACCUGAUUCAGGUUAACCCUUAAGCUCUGUAAAGGAAGGCUGUAACUACAAAAGGAGAAAGAUGUUGUCAAGGCCCAAGCCUGGGGAGUCGGAGGCAGAUUUGCUGAAGUUCCAGAAUCAGUUCCUGGCAGCGAAAGCUUCUCCGGCGGUGAAGGUUGUAAAGAAAGCAGAUAAGAGAAGAGGGGAUCUGGGGAGUGGAGAGGAUGAGAGACCCCCAUUGCAGCUUGACAGGGAUGUGGUGAUGCUGGAUGGUAAGUUUAACUUUUUUCAUUUCAAAUUAUCUUGUUUUGUAUUGAUGGUUUAGUACAGCCUUCCCCAGCCUAGUGCUGUUUGAAUAUUUUGAACUGCAACUCCCAUCAGUCCCAUCUGGAGGACGGCAGAUUGGGGAAAGCUGGUUUAGUAGUCAACAAAAACCAAAAUCACUUAUUCAUUGCCUGUAAGUUGCUAGGUAUAUUUGAACAGCUUUCUUACUGUAACCUUGCCUGCACGUGCUACUGUUCCCAGCCAUCCCUCUUUCUGUUUGCAAAGCAGCCAUUUUUGGUGCCAGAUUGUUGUCAAGACUAGACGGCAACCCAGUUGGAAUUAAGGGCAUCUUUUAAUUAUUAUUAUUAUUAUUAUUAUUAUUAUUAUUUUAUAUACAGUGGUACCUCUGAUUACAUACUUAAUUCGUUCCAGAGGUCUGUUCUUAACCUGAAACUGUUCUUAACCUGAAGCACCACUUUAGCUAAUGGGGCCUCCUGCUGCCACCGCACCGCCAAAGCACAAUUUCUGUUCUCAUCCUGAAGCAAAGUUCUUAACCCGAGGUACUAUUUCUGUGUUAGCGGAGUCUGUAACCUGAAGCGUAUGUAACCUGAAGCUUAUUUACCCCGAGGUACCACUGUAUAUGCCUCCCAUCUGACUGGGUUGCUCCAGCAAAAUACUAAAACACCAUAAAACACCUGGAGAUUACUAAUGCUUUGCAUAUUCUCUCUCUCUCUCAGACUUUCCUGAUGUGCCCCCUCCACUGACACCAGCACCUCCCAAAAAAUCCAAAUUCAAAAGUGCCCGUGUUCAUUUUGAUGAGGAUCCAGGAGAGCAGUUGGAUCGCAGUGAUCAACACAUCACAGCUGUCUUCAGCAAAAUAAUUGUGCGUCCUGUUUAUAAGAACUACAAUAAUAGUGAUUAAACCUCUGAUUGACCUGUGGUAAUUAUUGAUAAAUACUCAAGCUGGGGCAGUAUGCAUUUAAAAUUAAAUUGAUAUAAUCCUUUAGAGUAACCCAGAUAUUGCACACACACAUUCCAAAGCAGAAAUUAUGUAAUUUGUAAUUAUACACGUUUUUACUUAUUGUUGUUUAAUUUAUUCUUCUUUUGCUGGGAAAUGAAGCCUUCUGGGGCUCAAAGGCACCUUCUGACUACUGAAUUUAUAGGAAGCUGCUUUGUAUGGAGUGAGUGCCACCUUACUGACAGGUGCUCUCUGAGGUUCCUGCAUUGCAGGUGGUUGGACUUGAUGACCCUUGGAUCCUUUCCAGCUCUGUGAUUCUAUGAGGUCAAUGGUCCUUCUUAGCCCUGCUGCCGGAGCUCUUUAGUGUAGUAGCUACACUAGAGCUUGGCUUCAUAUACCCAAGAGCAAAACACAUGGAUUGGCUAUCAAAACUGUGUAUACAUAUAUUUUACCAACAUGCAUUUUACCAUGUCCUUGUUUCGAGGUACAUAUAUCUGUUUAAGAUUCCCUUGGUAUUUGACAUGAGACACAUUUAUUUUAUAUUUGGGGAUGUGUGCCCCAGUAGAAAAGGUCAAGCAGAACUUAGCCCAUGUUGCGAACAAGUUGUUAGGUGUGAAAUUUGUGUAUGAGGUCCUGAAAUGACUGGUAACAGGCAAGGUGGUAGUAAGGCGCUUACCUGACCUUCUGGCAGAUUACUCAGAGUAAUCUGAAUAAACACAAACCCCUGUGUUGCAAAAUGUAACAAUCUACAAAAAUGCAAACGCAGCACGCUGGACGUUAGUGGAUCAGUGCCCACUAGCAUGAUCCCUACUAGUAUGAAUAUUUCAUUGAUAAUUAUUCACUGGUGAAGACUUUAUUCUGAAACAGUUAUACUGUCCUUUAGACACUUUUGUGAGACAUCUUCCUUUGAGAGACAGCUUGGCGUUCCUCGCUACUCAUUGAUUUGUUUGAUUCUUUGUUUGACUCUGAUACGUAUAACAACUUGUAGUUACUUGAAUGUUUUGUGAGAUGUGUUGUAUGAUAUAUACAUCAUUUUGAGGUGGCUUAUUCGUAUAUUUUGAAUGACAUCAUAUAUUCACUAACAGUUAUUAGCCCUGUGGGUUAAACCACAGAGCCUAGGACUUGCCGAUCAGAAAGUCGGCGGCUUGAAUCCCUGUGAUGGGGUGAGCUCCCGUUGCUCAGUCCCUGCUCCUGCCAACCUAGCAGUUCGAAAGCACAUCAAAGUGCAAGUAGAUAAAUAGGUACCGCUCCGGCAGUAAGGUAAACGGCAUUUCCAUGCACUGCUUUGGUUCACCAGAAGCGGCUUAGUCAUGCUGGCCACAUGACCCGGAAGCUUUCUGCGGGCAAAUGCCGGCUCCCUCGGCCAAUAAAGCGAGAUGAGCGCCACAACCCCAGAGUCUUCCAUGACUGGACCUAAUGGUCAGAGGUCCCUUUACCUUUACCUCAGCUUUCUAGGAGAGAGCAGGGCGAGGGUGCCCAGAUUGACUUACCCUGUGCGUAUGCACCGCACUGACCUCCCCUACCCCCAGUAAACAGCCAUGACUAACCUGCUGGGAAGCCAAGUAAGUAUCUCGGCUCCACCCUGCCAUCAGCAGCCUCUGGAUGUGACAGAGGCUGUCAGUCAUUCUGUUAGAAAGGCGGCAGUUCUCUGCCCCCUUAACUGGAAGCAAGUCUCAUUGACCUCAGUUACGAAUAAUGAAGUUACAAAUAUUUAGUAGCCUGUUUGGAUAUAGGCAUGUGCAGAUAUGCUUCAGUUGUGAAAUUACACCUUGUGAAGGACACAGCUGCAUCAUUGUAUUUGUUGCUAGAAAUCCAUGGGUUAACUGACGAUUCAACACCGGUUUUGUUAAUGCCAAGAUAAUAUUUUUAUUGUCUAGUAAGAAUUUGUUUCUGGUCUCUUGGCCUUUUUACAAUUUAUGCUACAUUGUCUUCAAAAAUAUAUAAUGAAAGUUUUUUUUAAAAAAACAUGGAAGUGUUGAUGGUUGGCAAGUGUAUUUCAGUGACGCAUCUCUCAAGUGACACAAUUUUAUGCUUUUUCUGGAGAAAGGAUGGAACUGUCCUUGUCCAAUUCUGAUGAACCUAGCGCCUCUUUCAUUCUUAGAAGUAGGCCACUCUUAGACAAGUACAAAAUGAAAUUUGAAGUGAGGAGUUUUUGCAACAGCUACUGUCUCAUAGCUGAGGAAAGACCUGAGCAGGAGUCUAAGGCCAAACGCCUUCUGCUGAGCCAUUGUAAAGCACUGUAAUACUUUAAUGAAUGAAACCAGUAUUCAUUUGGCAUUGUGUCUUUGUGGCAGGAACGUGACACAAGCACUGCUAACGUGACCAUGCCUGUCUUCACUGGAGAUGCGUUUCCCAGAGUCUUUCACAGGUCCGAAAUAAAAACAGAGGUAAGAAAAGCAGCUUCACAUUUAUCAGCCCCCUCUCCUCCUGUUUCUGCUUUGUUUAGCUUACCUUCACCUCACAGAGUGUUUGUUGUGGGGGAGGAAGGGAAAGGAGAGUGUUAGUCACUUUGAGACUCCUUCGGGUAGUGAUAAAGUGGGGUAUCAAAUCCAAACUCUUCUUCUUUUAGUUCUGUGUAUUAUGCUUCAUCAUAAUGCAAUCUGCUGCUGAUGGACUUUGUUGUGCAGCCAAAAAUGCUUUAAAUAAAUAGAGGAAGUGUUGGAGCUUCUAGGGCGUUACAUAGGAGACUCGGCAAACUGGAUGCAGUGAGUUACGUUAAAAGCACACGUGUUAGAUUUUCAGUUGUGUGUGAUGAGUCUGCUAGAUGGAUGGGACAUUGUUGGGCUUUGGUUGGAUUUUGGGAGGCAGUGUCUGGCUCAUGACAACCAUGGGACUUCCUCGAGGGGUCACCAGCUUGACCCCAAGUGUGGGACAUGCCCUUGAUUUGGUUUGUGCCCUUGGUGGCAAGGUCUGGAAAUAGAGCAGGUUUUUGUGACUCCGGUUGUCAUUGUCACGCCACUUCCUGGUGAAGUUUAGGCUAACGGUACCGAACAUGUUAUUUCAUAUUUCCAAAGUUGAUGAAGGAAGCCAUUCUAAACUUUUGGAUACCUGCUAGCACUGAGUGGUGGAUUCACAUUAGUGAAGUGUAAGAUAAAGCAAUACAUUAUCUAUCACAUUCCUUCAGUGCCCUUUACAAAGCACUUUCCUUACUUCUGUGCAGUUACGUGUGUUUCCAGUGGUUCUCUGCCCAGUUUUUACUACCAUUGUCAUUUAUGAAAACUUAGCAGAGCCCUGAAAUUACCUGGGUUUCUUCCUAGUUCAGGGGAGUCUGAACUGCAUUUUUGGCAUGCUACAAAACGUUUUCUUUUUCUGGGGUUUCUGAGGUGUGGCCUUGUCUUUGCCUGCGCCUCUGGCCUAUUCACUUACAUUUGUACUAUGGGAGCUGCAGUCAGAAUUGGCAGACACUCCCACCAGACUACUGAUUGGAGCUCUAGGAGGCAACAGCUCAGAAAACAACGGAGAGAAGGGGAGAGCAUGCAAGAGUUUUGUCUCCUGGGAGACAGCAUGGACUUGAAGGGCUGGGGCAUCUGAAAAGCUUGUUACAGGGAAUGCUGUUUUGUUUUUUAAAUAAAAAAGCCAGUCUUUCAAGCACAUUGCAUAGUUUUCUAUUGUGGUGUGCAAUGUUGGUUUUUGCCAUUUUGAAUAUAGAAGGUGCUACUAUUUGUCUCCUUUUUUUAAUAUGCUGAUGGGAGACAUGGGCCGGGAUCCAGAGAGUCUCUUCAUGCACAGACAGGCUUUUGCAUGCUGAUCCAGCUGUUUUGGCUCUUGUUGGAGGGAAGCAAACCUGCAUCCACAGAAACUCUGCUACCAGUUUCCACACAGUUCAUGGUGUGCAUAUCGGCUGUGUAAUCUUGGCUGUAGCAAUAUAUCAUUUUUCUUUCCAUCGCAGCUUCUUGGCUUAGUAUCAUCAAGGUGGAUAUGCUUCAUGCUGCUUUUUUCUUAACAAUAGUAAGUCUCUGAUAGAGCCUGAGUGUAGACACUAUGCAAAUUUUAAAAUCCAUUAGUUAGGCAUCAUUCAUCAAAUUUAUUACUGUGAAAUUGUUGCCCUCUUACGGUCCCAAAAUCUUCAGAGAUGGCUUUUCCAAGACAGUGAAGUCUGUUUAUCCUCAGAAAUGCAAAGUGUUCAGAUAAGCAGACGCUUGGAUUAAUCAUAGAGGCAGAGUGGAACAAGCUAGCCAGAAUUUACCUACAACCAGAUGCUUUCUUGCUUGCUGCAUUUUGUCAAGAAAUGUAUUUAUUUUCCUCUUCCUGGUGUUUAAACACUUAACAGCGAAGUAAUAUAUUACAUCGUAUCUCGGAAAGAGUGAGGAGGGGCUGUGACUCUGUCUCUCUCCACCCCACCCCCUUAAAAUUCUCUAAUCUACAGCUUGCAGUUGAGGACACAAUAUAGAAAUCCAUGUUGAAGGCAGCAGAAAAUCUGGAUAACACAUAUUGACCCAAUUGGAGCGGGUGGCAGGAAUGUUGAUGAAUUGGUUUUUUUUGUUAUAUGAGAAAGGCAUAGGAGUGUUUACUUGCUGUUUUGUCUUGCAGGCAAAAUCAGCAGCUGGAAAGAAAAGUAUCUUUGCUCAGAAGAUAGCUGCUAAGAGGGCAGCCGAAGUGGCUCAAAUAUCUUCUCUUUCUCUUGAGGAAGCUGAGCAGACAAAUGUAGGACCAGCAGCUCCAGAUGCUGCCCUACCUUCUGAAGCCAUGGAGACCCAAUUCCGCAGGGGUGAGGAAGGUAAAUGUUCAUACCUGUGGAGCAAGUAUUAUCAGUUCCCGAUGGCAUGUGGAAGCCUUGAAGAUGCUUAUUGAAUAUUAGCAUAGAGAAGCAAAUAUCUCCUUAAAAGGUUGUGCUGGUGAGCCCUAGCAUUGUGGUGGUGAUCCUGCGCACAGUUACAUUGGAGUAAGCACCAUUGAACUCAGUGGGACUUAAUGUCUGAGACUACAUGCACCAGAUUGUAAAUCAACUCAGUGGAGUAUGUUGUCAGUUUAAGUUUGCUUAUGAAUACCGCUCACAGUGCCCUUUGUUUCUAGAUAUGCCUGCUGGUAGUGUACACAGUCAGCGUUUAAGUAUUGUCACUGGGAAAGGUCUUGGAAGCCUGGGAGGAGAGCAAGAAGCCCAGAACAUCCACAAGGAGAACCUGGAGAAGCUGCAGUCCAUGUCUCAAGAGCAGAUCUUGGAGGAGCAGAAACGACUGCUGGCUCAGCUAGGUACGAACUUCUUGCUGACUUCUGUACACCUUAUUCAGUGAUUUGGAUUAACCCCCCUCUGAUUUUUAAGGAUCAGGGCAGUUACCUUCAGUUUUGAAAGCACGAAACAUAACAUGAACUCUACACAAAAGAACAUUGUCCAAAGCAGCAAAGCCAGCUUCAGACAUGUGGAAUCAUUCCCAGGACUCGCUUCCACGCUUGAAGAUUUCCUGUUGGCAUGUUUAAUUUAUGCAGCUGACUUUGUAACAGGCACACAAACUGCAAAGCCUCUUUCACAGACCUCAUGGGUCUGUUGAAGAUAGCUGCUUACAUUAAUUUUUUUGGACGGGAUGCUUCUGAGACACAAAUGUGAUAUCGUGUCUUUAACUUGCAACCUGAAAAGCAGUCAUCUGUCUGAAGGCCAGGUGGGAGGGGACCUGAUGAGGAUAUGAGUGGGGAUAUUGGUUUUGCUGGUUACUAUGUUAUGCAUUUUUAUGUUUUUAUAUUGUCAACAACAAUUAUUAUUAUUAUUAUUAAUAAUAAUAAUACAGUGGUACCUCGGGUUACAUACGCUUCAGGUUACAGACUCCGCUAAUCCAGAAAUAGUACCUCGGGUUAAGAACUUUGCUUCAGGAUGAGAACAGAAAUUGUGCUCCGGCGGUGCAGCAGCAGAGGGAGGCCCCAUUAGCUUAAGUGGUGCUUCAGGUUAAGAACAGUUUCAGGUUAAGAACGGACCUCCGAAACGAAUUAAGUACUUAACCCGAGGUACCACUGUAAUAGCGUCAAUCACUAUUGACUCAAAGAAUUGACGCAUGCAUCAAGGAGGAAUUUUAAUGCUGACAGUAUUUUGUCCCAUUUUCAUGGUUAUCAGAUCCUGGUUUACUUGCAUUCUUAAAGUCACAACGUGAUGGUAAGGUAACUCGGGAAGGAGAAAGCCAAAAGCAGCAUGAGAGGCCAGGAAAGCUUCUUCAUCCAGAAACGCAGCCUAGACCCCAGCAUGAAGCAGAAGAAACUCUGAAAGCUCCUUUGUUACAGAAGCCAGUGAUGGAAGAGGAGGAGGGCAUGGAGGAGUCCGUGCAAACAGAAGUUGGUACAAGAAUGGAGGAUAGCACAGGUAAGGAAAAGUUACGCGUUGUUGCAAUGGAUGAGCAAAAUAUCCAAGUUUCCAUAUAAUAUACAUGCUUGUUCUUCCAGGGUUUUGAUCACUGCUUCAAUUCUAGAGGCCAAGUAUUCUCAACUCAAAUCUGUUGUGCAAAUGAAACAAUUGCAGGACCGUAAUUUUGCUUUGUCGUACAACUAAGAAGAGGCUGUUUUACCUGACCCAACCUCAGGGGGUGUAGGGGUGGGAAACUUGCUACAUGCAGUUUUCAUAUAUUUGCUGGUGUUGCAAUACUCUCUGGCAAGGGGUGGCAGAGAUGAAAAGUAUGGCAACUACAGAUGCAGCUGCUGAUAAGAGUAGUUUUGAAUGGCACCUUCACUUUCACUUCUUGGCAGGCUGCGUGUCCUUUGGGAACAAUCAAUAUGUUUGGGUUUUGUGUAUAUAUAUAUAUAUAUAUAUAUAUAUAUAUAUAUAUAUAUAUAUUUGCGGCUGCUGAUUCUUUCACUGUGUGGCACUAUAUGGCAACGUUACCUGCUCCUUGUGAACAUAUGCCCGCUUCGGGGACUCCCCCUGCCCCCACAGUCUCUUUCAGCUACAGUCUCUUUCUGCUUCCACUCUGAGAUGACCCUAAACCCAUUUUUACUGCAAGGUGAUUCUGGGCCUGGCUUUUAUAUCUUGAUUCCCAGAAGCGAUGUGUUUGAAGUUAACAACGGAGCUGUCAAAUUAGGUACCUGGGCAGAGGCUUUGUAGGAAGAAUCAGCAAAAGGAUCUGAUUUGUGAGAUUGGAGAACAAGGAUGAACAGUAGGAAGUUUGGGGGCUGGAGAAAGAAGUAUGCUAGCAAUGAGUCCAGGAACCACAUCAUUGGCGGCUUGCGCUGCAGAAGUGAGUGAAGAUAAGACAGAACAGAUUUUAGCGGCUGCACCUGCAGAAGCUGCUAAUGUAGCUCGGUCUCCAUUGCGGCUUCUACAGCACUGCGGGGUUGGGUGAAGCCAGUGAGAAAUUGUUGUGGCUUUCGGGAAGGAGAUUGACUGCCAAGUGGAGUUACUCCUCCAAACUAGAACUUGCUGUGAACAAAAGGCCUUGGGUUGUGGGUGGAGGAAGCAGAUUUCGGUAGCUGCUUAAAGCUAGCUGGAAUCUCUCCCAAGACAGAUAAAUCCUGUGAGGUUUAAGAAUCCUGUGUUUAGAUUACGGUAUAUUCGUCCUCAGUGUGGAUUAUCUAGGCUUAAAAGGCACACAGCUUGAGGUAUUGGUUGAUUGGCAGGCUAGAGGGGCACCCACUUUCCAUCCCCUUCAAAUUGUAGGAAUGGGGAUAAUAUGUGUAUUGGAGGAAAUACAUUGUUUAUGAUGCCUCAAGAUUGGAGUCAAAUCCGUAAGAGGGACCUGUGGGCUUCUGCUGGAGCUUGUGUUCUGAUGAUGAUAUGGAUCAAUAAUACCCUUUGUACUCUCGCCAUAUCUGCAGGUCCCUUUCUGUUUCCUGUACUUAAGUGAUCUGGCUAGUGGGUCCAGAUUGAGUUACCUGCAGGCUGUUAUUGCUAAAGGACAGCCAAAAGCAAUUGCUCAUUGCCUCUGUUAUCCCCAGACAAUGAGGGAAGGCAUUAAAAAAAAAAUUGAGGGUGGGGAGGGGAGAGAAAAGGUUCUGCCUCAAGGAACUUACAUCUUAAUUUCCACAGUGAUGGGAGGAAGAAAUGGUAAAGAGAAAGCAGAGCACACUCAGGGCUUCAUUUCAGUUGCAAAUGUGAGACCUUGAGGGGUCAGGCCAGAAUCUCUGAGGCCUUCAUCUUGGUCAGUUUGGGGAUCCUGUUCUUUAGGUCCUUGCCUCAGCAUUUCGUUACAAUAAAGCUCCAAGUGUAUUCCAGAAGGGCUGCAGCUCAGUGAUAGAGCAGGAGCUUUCAGACAGAAGGCUCUGAGUUGUCCAGGUAGGGUUGGGAGAGGCCUCAGUCUGAAAUCCUGGAGAGCCACUGCCUGCCAUCAUGGAUGCUAACUGAGCCAGGUGGGCCAACAGCCUGACUCGCCACAAGGCAGCUUUCUGUGCUUCCCUUAACAAACAAACCACGACCCAUGAAGUCGAUCCAAGAGGACAGUUAACCUCCUUGGUUUUACUGAGUUCUUGGGACUGCAGAAACAAGGGGAAGGGCCCUAGCUCAGUGGCAGAGCAUCUGCUUUGAGCGCAGAAGGUCCCAGGUUCAGUCCCUGGCAUCUCCCCACGUAGGGCUGGUGGGAGAGAGCCCUGUCAAUUUCAAUCAGUGCAGAGGAUACGGAGCUGGAUGGACCAGUGGACUGUCUUGGUAUAAGGUAGCUUUCUGGAUUGCCAGAUACCUGGCAGCCCACGAUACGUGGCCAGUAGUGCUUGGCUCUGUUGGCCACAGUUUGUGCAGACCUGCUCUGUCGUAAGCUUUAAUUCGAAACUUCCCUGCUAUUAUUCUUUUUUUCAUCCUGUUCCUUUCCCUCCCGCCUUGUUGCAUUCCUCUCUUCUUGAGUGUUUUACCUCUCCGCUGCCUCUCUGCCCCGGCCCCAUACUUGCGCUGGCUGUUUCCUUCUGUCUGAUCCUUUGUUGUGCUAUAUUCUCUGGGUCUCCCUGCCUCGUGGAGCCUGCUUAAUGAGAUCUUUGAAUCGCUCUUGGAUUUGAGCGGUGUGGUUUGGUGCGAUAAGGGGUGGUGUUUACUGUUUCUCUUCUUGAGAGAGCAGCUUUAAUGUGCAAGAGGAGGGAAGGGAGAAGAAGCGAGAGCAGGUGGAUUAGCACUUCCGCAAGAGCUGCUUCCCCUCCCCUGCCCACAAUUUCUUCCCCCCACAAUUUCAUAUGCUUUCCUGCAUUGGGUUUUAGUUUUUAGCAGGCUGGCGCUAGAACAAUAGCUUGUUAAGGUGCACUGCUUGAAGAGAAGUGUUGGGUAUUUCCUCUGCACCAGGAUGGGGGGGAAAAGGUCCUUUGAGCCUUAAAAAAUGUGGAGAUAGCAGCAGAUUGAUAGCAAAGGAUUUAUGAGAUGGCAUAUUGGGAGAGUAGAAGCAAGAUGUGAUUGCGGAGGGAAGCAGAACUUGGUUCUGGGAGGACAGGGAAAGGUGUGUUGAACCAAGGAAGGGCAACUGUCCAUGGGGUGACUUAGUAUAUCGUUGGGAAGAGAGGAGCAAUUAUAAAAAUCAAUGGAGCUUUUCAAGCUGCCCGAGGUUAUGCAUGCAGCACAUUGUGCCCAGCAGGAGACGUAUUAUUAAUUUUGCAUUAGCACUUAGCAUUGGAAAGCUGCCACUGUUGAUGCCAAGGAGUAAAUGCAUCUUGAAUAGACUUAGCAGCCAUGUUGCCAGAGGGAAGAAGGCAGCCUGUGCUUGCAACGGGAAGAGAGCAAUUAAUUCAGAAGGGGAAACCCAUUCUCAACAAGGUCAACGAUUUGGGCUUCUGAUUCUCAAGGUCCCUCUCAGGUGGGGCCACAGUGUGCUUUCCGUAACAAGGGUGUGUUGAUUUAUUAGAUUUAUAUCCCAUCCUUCCUCCGAAAGGGGUUCGAAAUCCCCAGUGGACUUUCUUUGCUGGAGUGGAAGCAGAGAUUGCAGCUUGCAAUCAGAGCUCAGUGACAGAGCGCACGCUUCACAUUAGGGGCUGGGCGAUGUUGGGUUUUCAACAUGGCAGUGUAGUUCCAGCCCACCUUCCUGGGCAAAGUCCGCAAGGUGGUGCAAAACCACCCUAUCUGCCCCUUGCGGAGAGGGGCUGCUGGCGAGCGGCAGACCUGCCGGCAUCAUCAAAGAGCCCCUCCACCACCUGGUUGCCUUCUACCAGGAGGGUGGGCUCCGUCUUUCUGGGAGGAAAGGCACAGCAUGCACCCCAAGGCGAAGGCAGCCAGGUGGUAGCCAAGCAAGGCUGCAGGCCCCAUUCCCGCUCCUACUUGAGUGCAAGCAGGAGCAGGGGCGGGGCUCUCUCAGCUGGGAAGGGCAGGCUUCGCGCUUCCCAGCUGAGCAGCCGCGAUGAGCCCCCAUCCCACCACUGGUUCCUGUGAGCCAGUGGCGGGUCGGAGCCUCAUUGAAACAGCUUUGCUGAGGAGGGCAGCAGCACGUUCCUCAGCCCAAGCAGUUCAAAGAAGCAGAGGGAGGAACAAGCUGUAUUGGCAACUUACCGAUCCAACUUGUUUCUCCCUCUGCCAGGGCAGAGUGCAAUGGUGGUUUCACCACCGAUAUACCGCCAAGUGAAGCUGUCGUCACGGUCUCCUCCCAAUACCGGUCCUGAGCUAUAUAUUGAUAUAUUGCCCAGUGCUGCUUCACAUGCAGAUGACCCCUGGUUUCACUCUUGGCUGUCUGUGAGCUAAAAGGCUAGCAAGCGAUUGAAAACCCCUCUAUCUGAAACCUUGGAGAACCACAGCCGCUUAGAAUAGACAGGUAACUGAUGAGGUGGGUAAAAAUAACCCAAAGUUUGGGGCUCAAAUGACACACUAAACUGAAGUUAAGCAGGAGCUAAGGCUUCUGAGACAUCAGAAGUAGAGACAUCACCUUGCCAACAAAGGUCCGUAUAGUAAAAGCUAUGGUUUUCCCAGUAGUGAUGUAUGGAAGUGAGAGCUGGACCAUAAAGAAGGCUGAUCGCUGAAGAAUUGAUGCUUUUGAAUUAUGGUGCUGGAGGAGACUCUUGAGAGUCCCAUGGACUGUAAGAAGAUCAAACCUCUCCAUUCUUAAGGAAAUCAGCCCUGAGUGCUCACCGGAAGGACAGAUCGUGAAGCUGAGGCCCCAAUACUUUGGCCACCUCAUGAGAAGAGAAGACUCCCUGGAAAAGACCUUGAUGUUGGGAAAGAUGGAGGGCACAAGGAGAAGGUGACGACAGAGGACGAGAUGGUUGGAUAGUGUUCUUGAAGCUACCAGCAUGCGUUUGACCAAACUGCGGGAGGCAGUGGAAGACAGUAGUGCCUGGCGUGCUCUGGUCCAUGGGGUCACGAAGAGUCGGACACGACUAAACGACUAAACAACAACAAAGGCUUCUGAUCUCCUUGUAGCUGCACUAGAACACAGUAUGGGGAAGCUUGCAAGCCUGGGGUGAUAUCUGCACCCUCUUCCUCCAAGGGCUAGUAACAUUUUAGCCACACAGCAAAUAGUGUAAUAGGUUUAUUACACUUGCCCAAGGACCUCUGUUGUUGAGCAGGGUUUCAACCAGACUUCCUCUUGUGCAAGUUCCACAGCACUCUAUGCCAUACGUCCCAGAAGACGUAAUGGUGCAUGUGAGGGAGCCUGGCAAAAGCCUCUGUAAUCUUCUCCAGUUAAUGUAUGUAGGAGGCAUUUCUCUGCAACACCUUCCUCCUACUCUGCUUUAUGCUGUCAUGGUGCCGAUGAAUCUGUGGCUGAAUCCGAGAACCAGAGAGCCAGAACUUUAGCAGAUUUGGCUUGGUGGGGGCUGUGCUUGUAAAACAGUGUGCAGGAGAGAGCCAAGCUGCAGGAAAUGGCACUAUAGGCUGACUAUAUGUUGCACGCCCAAUUCUGAAAAACAAAACAUAAGCUUGGAAAGGUUCCAUGCACAUUCACCAUCCGGGCUGCCAGGUUGUGUUUCUCUAAAGGGGUUUCUCAUCAGUUCAACAAUCUGCUGAUAACCCUAGAAUACAUAACAGUCUUCCCCCCACUGUUGACAAGAUUGCAAUACUAGUGUCUGGUGGUACACAUUACUAAUUUGACUCAGAGCAUGGUUUAAUCCGCCUUCUCCAUUUAGUGAUUAAUGGAGAGGGGAAAAACAAAUACCAGAAGACUCUUCUGCUUCUUCCUGCUUCACACCCACCCCACUGGUGUGUUUGUUCUUCAUUCCAGCAUUUCUUUAAAAAAUAUAAAAUGAAUGUACAAUGGUACCUUGGGUUACAGGUGCUUCAGGUUACAGACUCUGCUAACCCAGAAAUAGUACCUCGGGUUAAGAACUUUGCUUCAGGAUGAGAACAGAAAUCGUGCUCUGGUGGCGCGGCAGCAGUGGGAGGCCCCAUUAGCUAAAGUGGUGCUUCAGGUUAAGAACAGUUUCAGGUUAAGAUCGGACUCUAUUUCUGGGUUAGCGGAGUCUGUAACCUGAAGCGUAUGUAAUCCGAGGUACCACUGUAGUCCAAAGAUAAGCAAUAAGUAAUGGUUGAAAAUAAGCUGUUACUGUAAUUUUACUAGAGCUUUGUUUAACUUGAUUUGGAUGCUUACUCCAUUACUAAUUGUAAGCCCCAUUGUCCUAGAACAAUAUUCCAGAGUUAACUCAGUAGAUUUAUCUCAAGAGGUUGUCAAGGUGCUAAUUGUUCCUUCCAUUGCUGCCUAGUCUAUAAUGCUAAAUAAUUGAUCUUCUUGGUGUUCCAACCAUUAAAAAACUUAUUGGCGAUGCUCAGAGUCUCCUAUUCAGUUGUUGCUGCAGAGCCAAAAUGUAUAAUUAGUUGAUUCCCCCCCCCCCUUCAAUUUCUCACUGGCUCUUUGUGAAGACCCAGAAUUCUAAACAUUAUCGCUCGUGAGACGGCAAUAAUGGAGCCCUCUGAACUUGCCUUUCAAGACUCUUACUUUCCAAUAUUAUCGGUUUUCUCUCCUCAGUAUCUUUAUUUUGAGACCCUUUUCUUAGGGUUGUUGGAGUGCAGUUUAAAUCAUUAGCCUCAUGUUAUUCUGUGCUCUUGAUUUUCUAAUCUGAUUGUAUUCACUCCACGUCCAAGUUGAUAUUCAGCUCAUCUUCAUUUCAUCUGCAAAUUUUAUUAACGGCGCCAUCCACUUUCCUUCUCCAGAUCUUAUGGAAGAUUAAACUGUUGGUGGACCUUUGAUGUUUAUGUAUCAAUGAUGAGUCAGUCUCUGAGCUUUUUUCCCUUCCCCUUGUAGUGUCAUAAAAGCAGUAUUUGAUGCACUUCUUCAGAGCCACAAAUGUUGACAAUGAAAGUGAUGCAUGCUCUGCUUUCACGCUCAGGAAUAACAAUGUCUGCCUUUGCCUUUCCCAAAAGGUGGUGACCUUCCAGUGAAGCCUCAGAAAGAGUGGCUCCACAUGGACACUGUGGAGUUGGAGAAGCUGCAGUGGUUGAAGGACCUCCCUGAACCUCGGCAGAAGAAAACCAAAAAGGUCAGGAGAAUAAAACAUAGUCCCUUCUUUCUUGCUUUCAGAUUAACUUCCCCCUAGAAAAUUGGUAGGUAACCUUUUUCAGCCUGAGGGCUGCCUUCUUUUAUGGCAACCUUCGGGGGGCGGGGGGCAGGCUGCAUCCCAGCAGGGGGCAGAAGCAAAAGAGCAAUGGGUGUGACUCUUGCCUUGGUAACAGUAGAUUACACUCCAGCCAUGAAAAAGCUGUUUCUACACCCACCCACCCCCACACCACUUUCCAUCCUCCUUCCAGGCAAGCAAGAGGCAUUAUCUCAGUUCAAGGAGACAUUCUAGCCAGGCAGAAGCUCUCAAGGAGGGUGUGGCCUGGAAGAGUCAAUUUGGCCUACAGAGAACCCCAAAGGCCAGACAGCAGUGUUUGAAAUCGCCCAGGCACCAGUUGCGGGUUCAGUUGUGACCAUGUGAAGAUGUCUUGUCAUCAGGUUUGGCAACUAACAUCUCCACCAUCUGGCUGGUGUACAGUAGCAGUUUCUGCUGCCCCCCCCCCCAAUAUCCCAGCAUCAAAAGACACUGCUGCGUGGCAGCCGGCUGACUGAUCUGUGGAGAUGUCUUGUCGCUGUUUAAUCCUGUAUUGUUUUAUUUGAUGUUUUAAUGUGUUGGAAACUGUUCUGAGACAUUUUUUCUUUAAAAUAUAAAGCGAUAUAGAGAUGAUGAUGAUGAUAAUAAUAAUAAUUUCAUUGUAAAAGAAAAUGGCACCUAGACAGUCCAUUGUGGUGGCCGUAACCUAGGUUCAAGGUGUCAUUUGGUGGUUAUUUUAUAUCUAUGCAUUUAUAACCCUACCAGACAGAGAGACCUGGAGGACCACAUUUGGUCCCUAGGCCAGAGGUCCCCUUCCCUAGAACAUGUUGUCAGCAAAAAAUGGUAAAAGUUGGCUUGGGUAGUUAAGGGAUUUAGAUCCUACUAAGUGUGAGCAGCUAAAUUGGUAGAAUAGCUGAAUGGCACAGUAGGCAAUAAAGGUUAUAAUUUUAUUUGUUUCUUUCUCCAAUAGGCAAUGCAGGCACGCUUCAAUCUGAAGGGAGAUCUUAUUCCCCCAGAUAAAGACCUCCCCACACAUCUGGGCCUACACCACCACGGAGAGGAAGCAGAAGUAAGGGGAGAACAGCCUUGAACGCUAGAACAUGCUUGUGAUCUCAUUGCAUGUUUGACUCUCUUUCCUGUCUUUCCUUCUUAGGUAGUCCUGGGCUAGGUGGUCUGACCAUUAAUGAUUCUCAGUUGAAGGCAUCUAAAGUACUUUCAUGCUUUCAAAAAUGGAAGAAGCAGAGAAUUAAUUACUGUGAAAUAAGAUUGCUACUUGGAGCAAGAUUUCUUUUUCUCAUCACAUACGAGGAUGGGAAAUUCCCUCACCCUCCUCUUGAGUAGCAGUAACUUAUUGAACAGUAGAUCCCAGACUAUUGGAUAGUGUAGUGUAGCAUUCCGAUGAGUGUUUCUUCUGGGAAGGCUCAGUUUUUGGUGUUUUGCUUAGAACCUAAUGGAGCUUUAUAAAAAAGGGUGACUCCUACUAUAACCUCCAUCAGGUUGGUGCUCAGCGACCUUGGAAUAUUUCCCCAUGCUUUCUUUGUAGCGUUUGAUGUGUCUUGCAUGCUUGACUCAUCUAAAGCUUAGCACAGGAACCUUGUUGCCCCUGCUCUCUGCAUGUAUUGCACUAUUACCUGGAUUGUGUGGUGCGAUUGGCAGAGGACAGUCCUGUUGACUUCCUUGCUUCUUUCAGAGUCUGUUCAGGUGAAAGGAUGGUGUCUCUUCAUUAGUAUGUAACGUAACACAAUGAUAGAUACCCUAAUGUCUGGAUGUUUUAUUUUUAUGCUAGAGGGCUGGCUACUCGCUCCAAGAGCUCUUCCACUUGUCUCGCAGCCAGGUCAUUCAGCAAAGGACUCUGGCUUUGCAGGUGCUUGGUCACAUUGUCCAGAAGGUGAGUUAACCUUUGUAGGGGUGACGAGAGAAACGGGGUGGCCAGGUUUCUUCUGAUGCCACAAAAACCAUCUCCACAUAUACCAAAUCACCAAUGUGCUUUUUGGUUUCUGAUCUUGUUCACCUUUUAAUUGGCCCUAGGGAAUCUCUAAAUUAAGACAGUUUGGUGACAUGCAAGUACAUCCACAGGGUUUGAUCUGAAGUGGUCAUUUUUGCAAAGUUGAAGAAUGACCACGGUGCUCCAACAGAAAGCUUCCCACUGUGACAUUUCUUAUUAGAUGGGUCAGUGAUCAAAACAGCCUUCCCCAGCCUGACAACUCCAGAUGUUGCUUUAAGACUGACCACUAGCUGUGCUGCUAAGACCUGAUGGAAGUUGGAGUUUAGCAGCAAAGCUGGAGGGAGUCAGCCUGGGGAAGGCCGUAUUAAAACAUUUUUGAAGGUUCCUACCUCCUUAAUGAGUAAAUAAAACAUUAUUUGGAUCUCUCCAUAUAUUUGGUGACUAGACUGAAAUCUUACUAGUCUUCUGAUGCUGUUAUCAUGUUAUUAUCUAAUCUGAAAGGUUUGAGUGAUGUUCUUUUGCACAUUUACCUGGGAACAAGCACCACUAAAACCUAGUGUGGAUUGUUUCUGAAUAAACAUGCAUAGGAAUUGGCUCUCAGUUAAGGGAAACAAAAGGCAGCUAGCAGUUUAAUUCACUAGCGACUGCCAAAUCUGCUAAUGGUGAAGUUUCUGCUGCAUUGUAUUAAUUUGUGGUUUAGUUGAAUACGUUGGCUAUUGGGAACAGCCAAAUUAGGCUCUUAAGUGCUUUAAAGCAACGAGAAAAGGUUAUGAAGUCUGGCAGAAAUUGGCCAUAAUUGUAUAUUGAUAUAAGCCAGAAUCUACAGAUCUUGGCUGGCUUAGUCCCCACUGGUAGACCAUCAUUGUUUGUGGAAUGCAUAGAGGAUGUGCGGGUGGGAGUGGAGGGACCUGAUUUCAUUAUUGUGCUUUGGAAGCACUCACAAGGCCUCCAAAGCACAGGGCAAACGUCAGAGACAAGAGAGAUGACCACACCUUGGCAGAAUUCCAAGGGAAGAACAUUCCCCCUCGAGGCCAGAGAUGCAGCUGCCCAUGGUGUAUUUAGUGAUCUCAUUUGUGGAGCCCUAGGGAGAAACUCAGUUGCCUUAUAGCUGUGUGCAUUUUGCCAGAGGAUAAGAAUGCAAAAGAUAUCAAUCUUCAUCAUAAAAAAAAGAAAAUGUCAUGAUUUGAAGUGGAAGAAGUGGAAUGGAUUUGCUUCCAUCAGUUUCCAGUCUAAGGACUUCCGGGAAAGCGUCCCUGUGCUGCCUUCUAAAAACAACAACUCUCUCUCUCUCUCCAUCUCUCUCUCUCUCUCUCUCUCUCUCUCUCUCCUUUUAACCUGACUUUGUCGUUGUGGUGUGUGUUUUCAGGCCAAGGGAGGGGAGUUUGCCUCCUCGCUGAAAGGAAGUGUCCUGCGUGUGCUGCUUGACGCUGGUUUCCUCUUUUUGCUCCGCUUCUCCUUGGAUGACCCAGUGGAUAAUGUCGUUGCAGCCACUGUCCACGCCCUCCAUGCGCUGCUUGUCUCUCCAGAUGAUGAGGUGUCUAUCUGCAGAACCCAAGAAUCCAUGUAAAAUAGUUUUGAGUGUUGGUAUCAGUAGGGAUAGAUCUCCGUGUUAUUAAGGGCUUCUGCUCCCUUCCGCUCAGUGGUGGGGCAACUGCUUUGCAUGCAGAAGGUCCCAGGUUCAAUCUCCAGGCAGGGCUGGGAAACACUCUUGUCUGAAAUCAUGCAGAGCCACUGGUGGAUGGCGCCAGAGACAGAAAGUGGAUAGAGCAAUUGAUGUGGCUCUUAGCUUUGUGUCAGCAGACCACAUUCCAGCGAUCCACACAUUUUUCUCCAACUUUGCUAUUCAGGCAAGCAAGGGGCGUUAUCAUAGUUGAAGGACACAUUCCAGCCAGGCAAAAAGCAUUUAAGGAGAGUAUGGAACAGGGCUGAUGAGGGGUAAGACCUAGGGGCUGAGUUCCAAGGGCCAGAAAGAGAGGCAUGGAGAGCCACAUUUGGCCCCCGAGCCUGAGGCUCCCAUCCUCUGGUGAGAGACACUACUGAGUUAGAUGGACCAGUGUCCUGACUCUGCAUGAGGCAGCUCCCUCCUUGGGCAUUAAAUGGAUCCUUUGCGUUUUCUGUUUCCAGAAGAACAAUUCUGGGUCCAUGCCUUUAGAACUUAUCGUGAAUAUUUGUUUGUUAUAGUUUAUUAUUAUAUUCAUGUCCUACCUUUAAGCCAGGAAGCUGAAGGUGGUUCACACACUUCUCUCCUCUUCAUUUUAUCCUUGCAGCCGCCCUGUGAGGUAGGUUAGGCUGAGGGGCAGUGACUGGCUAAGUGGGCAUUUGAACUAUGGUUUCUCAAGUCCCAGUGCUGCCUCUCACACCAUUUAUUCCAGUAAUUUCUCUGGGAGGGCUCUUUCCAAGCCUUGCUAUCGAAGACGCCUAGGAGUGGAUAUGAGAGCAUCUUCUCCUCCUUUUUCGACGCUGUUCAGCAAGAACUAGCUUCUUGUUUUUCAUUUCCUUGCAGGAGUAUCUGGACAAGACAUUUUCAUGGUACCAGGGUAUCACUGUCUACCCUUUUAUCCCGAAUGAGGGCGAAGAGGAGGAGGAGGAGGAAGAUGAGAAUGAGGAACAAACUCCAACCCAGAAGGCACCGGGGAAAAGACCAAAGGAUGAAAACAAACCAGAUCCAGAAGUGGCACAAUAUGAUGCCAUAAAGGUAAAACCUCUAGUCACUUCCAGAAUAUUGUCAAUAAAGCAGUAUCUUUGUAAAAAAAAACCCCCACAAAAAAUACAUAUCUGUUACUGAUUCAUAGGCUGAAGUGGAAGUUUGCUGAGCCAUAAUUGGGGCUUUUGUAUUAGACUUACAAAAUCUUAUUAUUAUCUCCAAGGGACUGCUAAAGACCAAGAUUCUUCAGCGCCUGAGAUACAUUCUGGAAGUAAUGCGACCUGUGCCUUUGGUAGUCCUGGAGAGUCUAGACAUCCUAACGCGCAUAGCAAGGCACUCUACUGAAGCAUGCAGUCGGGUAGGUACCUGUGUGUGUGUUCUCUGGGUCAAAGAUGCCAGUUGAGGUGGAAGAAUAGAGAUCAUAUAGGAAUAUUUCAGAUUCCUUUGAUAUACUUGGCCAGAUGGUUAAAUUUUUUACAUUGCUGCACUGACAAAUAAGUGGCUUUGUGCUGCUCUUAAAUGUCUGUUUUGCAGAUCCUGGAUUGCCCUCGCCUGGUUGAGAUGGUCAUCAGAGAAUUCCUCCCCACUCAGUGGAAUCCAAGAGUAGCUGAACCUGGGCAGUUGCUCACAAGUCUGCAUGGAGUUCCAUGCGCCACUGCCAUGAAGCUAAUGAGAGUCUUGGCAUCUGGAGGGAGGAAUGCGGCUGCCAGGCUGGUAAGGGCCUCUCCACUUAAGCUAUUUAAACAGGGGGGCAGAAGUUCAAAAGAUGGUUGAGACGAAAAGAAGAAGAAGCUUGGUUACUGAGCCGCCUGAGAAACAGUUUCUAUCCAAAUGCAAUUUUGGUUUUAAACGCAGUGUAAGGUAGUCUUUAUGUGAGUAUAUUGUAUUCAGUGAUGGGGUAUCAGAGUUUUUAGGGGCUAUCCAGGCUGGGAUAGCUGGGAUAGCAGGCUUGUGCGCCCGCCCUGUGGAACGCCCUCCCACCAGAUGUCAAAGAGAAAAAUAACUACCAAACUUUUAGAAGACAUCUGAAGGCAGCCCUGUUUAGGGAAGCUUUUCACGUUUAAUAGGUUAUUGUAUUUUAGUGUUCUGUUGGAAGCCACUCAGAGUGAUUGGGGAAACCCAGUCAGAUGGGCAGGGUAUAAAUAAUAAAUUAUUAUUAUUAUUAUUAUUAUUAUUAUUAUUAUUAUUAUUAUGAAUGUCUGAUGUAGAUUUUUCCAAUUUCGUUGUUCUGUAUGGGACAAUGACAAUAAAGAUUAUCGUAUUGUACUCAAUUUCCCCAGAGAUGGCUGACCAGUCUGUUGGCACUCUCUAUAGAUCCACAUAGACACACAUACACACAUCAAUUUUUGGUACAAUGGAAACAAAUCAUGUGCUUGAAAUAAGUAAUGCUUGGAAUUCAGAUUUUCUAAAGAACUUUUAUGUGGAGGUAAGGUAGGGGAAGGUGUAAGAAGUACUUUGGUUGCAGAGGGCAAGGGGAAAGGGGAUGAAAGACAGGUGCUGAGAUAGGAAGGUUCAACGCCAAGGAAGUGCAAUGGGAAGUAAGAAGAAAAGGAGUGCUCAUUUUUAAUGCUGCUUCCAUUGAUUUCCAUGAAACUUUAAGAAAGGGUAGAAGCAGUGGCAGGAGGUGGGGUGGUGGGGUAGCGCCACUCACCUGACCUAGUUCCGUUGUGUCAUUGCUGCUUACUGAAAUGCAGAGGUGGAAGGACAAGGUGGUGGCAAGGUUGGGUGUGGUGCAAUUGCACUGGCAGAGCCAGUCUGGUGUGUUUGCACUGUGCCAGCCUCCCCACCUCCUCUCCUCUCUCCUCCUCUACUUCCCAGUAAGUAGCAGCAAUAGGACUGACUGGAGGUCAAGUGGCUGCCGCCGCCACACCAAGCCAUCUGCUAUUGGGUAUGAGACUGGCUGGCUGACUCACUCCCAACGAUCCUUCUUGCCUAGCAUGCUUCCCAUAGCAGCCAACCAGUUGCACCCAGAAAGUCCACAAGUAAGGGAUGCUAGCAACUGGUGUUCCGUAGUUCAGUGCAUGUGAUUGUGGAUUUAACCAUCAUGGUCACCAGCCAUUGACAGUUCUAUCCCUAAUGGACUUGCCCGAUCCCAUUUUAAAGCCCUCUAAUCCAGUGGCUAUCAUUAGGUGUUCCUCCUCGAAUGUCUGUAUGGGUUACUCUCCCCUAAGUCCUGCAGCUUACUCUGCUGUCUGCUUAUUAUUCACAGCUUAAUAAGUUCGAACUGAAGAGUCGGCUGGGUCGCUUCGUAGCUGAAGAUCCCAAAGACCUUCCCCUGAGGAUAGAGGAAGCCAUAAGGAUGAACACUGAAGCUUUCCGCUUGUGGGCUGUGGCCACCGGCUACAGUCAGGCCUGUGAUCUCUUUGGGUGUGUUUUCAGAAUAAGGCACAUCUUCUCCCUACCUGCCAAAAAAGAAAAACCCUUGCCCAGCUGCAACUUAGGAAACCUCUGCUCACCAUCACCAUCACUAUGGUUGAGUGUUGUGCAAUUGCACUGGCAGAGCCAGUCUGGUGUGAACCAUAGUGAUGACUCACCAUAGUGGUUGAUCUGCCAUUCCCUUCUCCACCUGCGUAUUGCAGUCUUUCUUUUGCAGUAGGCAGGAGAGGAAGGAGCUUGUAUAAACUGCAGCAGCGACUUGGCAGGAGAGAGGUAUAUCUCUCCCAUGUCAUCAAGAACAUUAGAAGGCCACAUCUGAGAAGAUCACUAAGGUUUAUUUGCCCCUAUUAAUCUCUAAACCAGGAUGGAUAACAAGCGGAAAAACCCACUAAUCUACACAGUUACCAGGGAAGUCAGUUUGACAAGAAUCUAGGAAGCAAAUAAAGACUGUCUCUGAAAUGGUUGCUUAGCCUCCUUUUCUGCAACAUCCCCUGAAUGAAGGAGGUUGGAAUUGAGGUGAGGUAUCUGUGGGCUCAGUCACUGGGCUUGUUAGCGAGGACUGUAUCUGAGGCUUGCAGAUUUGAGGCCACUCAUUAGCAGGGAGAGGUGUUGACUCCUCUGGGCCAGCAGAAAAUCCAGCUUCUCCAGACUGGUUUUCACAAACCAGAAUGGGUCCACUUUGUAACAGUUAUGUAUGCCCAAAUGCUAGUUUUGUAUCAGUGAGUGACACUAGGUGCAGCUGAUCAUUGCCACAAGAACUGCUCCCUAAACAGCUGUAUUCAAACCAGCAACCAAAGUAAAUUGGUAAUGGGUGAUACUCUUUUCUGCAAAGUUUUUUGUCUUAAAAUUCUGGCAUAUAGGCUGUUCUGCCUGCCAUGACCAUGUAAGAUGCUUGUUCUCUUAUCUUUACUGAGAAAGAUGUUAACAGUGUAAGUAAGGUUGAAAUGAUGUCUUUCGGUUGCAUAGGAAAAUCCUCAUUUCUAUUCAAGCUUUAACUUUUCCUGCUUUUAAAAAAUGAACUUUUGGUUCAUUUUAUCAAACGUUUUGAGAAGCAGGAAGCCUUUUCUCUGCAGAAUAUGGGUCAGUAACAAAGUUAUCAUGGGAUUUUGGAUUGUGCUGGGAGUAAACAAAUUAUUUGUAACAAUCAAUGUCCUGUGAUCCCUGCCCUCCGCCUCAUACAUUUUCUCAAAUUUACAGGGAUCUCUAUCCUGUGCUAAUGAAGAUGGUCCCAUCCCUGGCUCAAUUGGCUGGCAGUUUUCAGGAGAACAACUCUCUAUUUGAACUUUCUGUCCAGCGAGCUGCAGCCAUGGUGACUCUGCUUACUCAAGUGACACAGACGGCCGGCUGCAGGGCAGAACUGCAAGCCCAGCUUAGCAGGUAUCGCCACCUUCUAUUGCCAGUUUUUUGUGUGUGUGUGUGUGUGUGUGUGUGUUCCUAAAAAGGCAUGUUCUGCAGUAGCAACAUGAGUUUGCAUCACUCACCGGAGUGCUUUUUAUUUUAUUUUAUUUUAUUUUAUUUUAUUUUAUUUUAAUUUAUUUAUUUAUUUAUUUAUUUAUAAAGGUUUUUGUUUGAAUUUUUAAACCAGAUGUCAAGGUAGAUUACAAUAUAACAAACAGUAUGCAAGUAAUAACAGUUAAAAGAGAUAAGAAAUAGCAGAUAUAAUGCUCUAAACUAAAACAUGAGGGAGAUGAUGAAUUAACAACUUAGUAACAUAAGUUACAAUCACACCAAAGGCCCAUCUAGUCCAGCAUCUCAAGCAAAGGCCUAUGGGAAACUCGCAAGUAAGACACGAGGGUAUUGGUCCUCACCUGCUGUUCCCUAGAUGCCAGUCAUGGCUUCUGUUAGGAUCCUGAAAUGUCCUCUUUUUUUGUCCAGUGCCCUUUUUUAUAAUUUUUACAAAAUUUUCCAAAUUACAUUUCAAAAGAUUCAUUUAGACAACCCUAAAUCAAUGACUUCUCUGCUUCUCUUUCCUUGGUUCAUUUUGCAUACCACACAUCCCUGCAUAUUUUACAUGAACUAAACCAUUCAGUAAUCCAUUAUUACAUCCAUCAAAACACUGUUGAAUUUAUUUUAGUGCUACCAGCGUUUUUAAAUGAACACAAUUUUCACCCAUAUAUUCAGUAAACAUUUUCCAGUCUUCCUUAAAUGUAUUUUCUUCUUGUUCUCUUAUUCUCUAUGUUAAAUCUACAAGCUGUGCAUAUUCCAUCAGUUUAAGUUGCUAUUCUUCUUUGCUUGGGACCUCGCUUGUUUUCCAUUUUUGUACUAGCAAAACAUGGGCCACAGUAAUAGCAUACAUCUUUUUUGACACCUGGGAAUUUCCCUCUGAAUUAUCCCUGACAGAAAGGGCUCUGGGGUUUUUUGGGGAAAGGUACUUUAAACCAUUUUUUUCAAUUCAUUGUAUAUCGUUUCCCAAUACUUUUACCCUUUUACAAGUCCACUUUUUUGUCCAGUGCUCUGGUGUGAAUCCUCGUGCCAGAGCGCUGGAGCAGAAGGCGCUUUGGUGUGUCCCUGCUGACGAGUGCCAGAGCACCUUCUGGUCUGGCGCUCUGGGACUACCCUGCACACGAUCGCCAGAGCACUGGACUGGAAAGUGCUCCCCUCCUAACAUCCUGAUUUGGGGGACAAAAAUAUUGGGUGGUGUGGAAGUGGUAUACAGCAGCCAUUGAUUUUAAAAAGCCUGCCCAAAAAAGAACAGCCUUCACAGAAGCCAUCAAACGGUCAUACUCUGCCUUUCAUGCAGGGUUCCCAACAGACCCCAAUUCAUGCACUGAGCAGACUCAGUUCUGUGUAGCUUCAGCGAGGUUGCUGCAUUAUCUGCUUGAAAACCAUUCCCUGCCUGUAUGUGUGGAUGUUUUUCCUCCACGUAAUGGCCUCUGUACUGUGGGCUGCUACAUUCCAGCAGUGCAAAAGUCAGAGGUAAACUUGCCCUUACCCGGCAAGCAAGAGGCGUUAUCCCAUAUCAAAGAGACAUUCCCUCCAGGCAGAAGCAUUUGCAAAGCCACAAGAUAAACCAUCCACAAUAUCAGGUUCUUUCAAAAGGGUAACUGAGCGAGGGAAUGGGUUUGUGAGCGCAACCUUAUUAUUUGCCUUUAUUCUUGUUUUUAGAGAAGUUUCGUUUUGAACGAGAGCUGUGGCACUCCUGCUUCUAAGAAUCGAGGGUGCCAUCACAUGUCAGCUUUCUGCAAUGGCCAAAUAACACUCGGCACUAAAUGUAGGGUUUGUUGAAAUUCUGCCGUUAAGUGCUUCCUUACAAAGAGAAACUAGCAGUUAGUGAAUUGGCUCUCUCUGAAAUAUAGGUGAAUCAAUUUCUCUGGUUUUUCUUUCAAAUGGGCCGUGCAGAAUUCUCAUCACUUGUUUUGGGAAAGUGGCACUUGAAGUGAAGGGCAGGAAAGGAUUUUAAAUGAUGGGGGGGGGAGCCAGUUACCUUCAAAAUGAUGGGGUGGGUGGGGAAGAGAACAGACUAUUGUUUACAAAGCAGCGUUCCUAAAUUAUAUCAUAUGCAGCCUGACAUAGCCACAUGCUUGUGGUUCUGGUGUGAGAUUAUUAUAGGCUUUUAAAACAUGAGAUGGCUGUUGAAUAUGUACAGAUAAAUAAUAAAUCCUGGGCACUUUUAUGAGAAGCAAAGUGAAGAUAAUGUACCCAUUCUUUUGUGUUCAAAAAUGAGUGAACACCACCACCAUUGUUGGAAAAUCGUUUUCGGGCUUUAAAUGUGAAAAAUAUGGAUGUUUUAAUUUUUUUGUACUUAAGAGCUGUGUCUCUGUGUCAUGCUUGACAUGGUCACUUUAAAAUACAGAAUACAGACAAAGAGAGUCUAGGAGCAGGGUUCAUUUACUGGAGGCUGUUUGUCUUUGAAAACUUUUGAGUGAGUACAACACAUAACCAAACAUGAUGGAAGCUUCCUGGAGACAAAAAAAUUGCUGUUCUGUGGCUGAAAGUGGUAUUGAAGUUUCUGUCCUUUUCAUAACAGCUGUCUGUGCACGACUGGUGAUGAGAAUUGUGACAGAGCUUCUUUGGCUUUCUAUAGUUGUGAGGAAGGUAUUUAUGAGGGUGGUGGUGAUACCUCAGUAAAAACUGAUCACUUCGGCAAGUAAGGUUGUGACCAUCAAUGUUCUUUCAGCCUAGCAGUCUUGUCAGAUUAAUUGCCCUUCAAAGAGGCGUUCUAGUCUUCCCUGUGUGUGUCCUGCUUUAGUCCCCUAUUUUUGUAUCUCUUUUUCUUCCAUUUCCCUCUUCUUAGGAUGAGUGGGAGGAAAUAAUUAGACUUUGCUGAAGAGCAGUUGAUUGUGGUAUUCCCUAGGAAUCCACUGCUGAGUCCAGCGAAGCCCGAGGUUUGUUCGUGCUGCAGCAGUGGAGGUUGGCAGUGAAUUUGAUUGAGAAGAUAAUCAUUUGGGUGGGUGUAAAUAAAUACCUGGCUCAGUGAAAGAGGUUUCUCUGAUGAGAGUGAGUGACAGGGGUGGGAGCACUUUGAAGGAAAGCAUAUGGGACUGGUAGGCUGCAGGGGCAAACCAAGGAAAAAACACUUUGCUAGAGGCGUAAUGUGUCCAGCAUCAGAGAAAAGUGCUGUUGCAGUAUGAGAGCUGUUCUGUGUGAAUUUGGCUUGUGUCCUGCAUCCCGCAAAUGGAACUCUCAUCGCUGCAGACAUAAUGGGUUGAAUCCCAUUGUUCUCUUUUGCUUGUGGAGGGGAUUUAAAACUAUGGUGUGCCUCUGCUAGUGGAAGAGGAAGGGAGGUGACUUUUGCCAAUUUCCCUUUGCAGCCCCCUGCACCCUCAGUAAAUCUGCUCCAGAAGGUUGGAUAACUUUCUAGAACAGAAUGGAAGGUGAUGCUGCAGCCUGCUGGGGUUAUCAAUGAAAAUUAACCCCCUCUUCUGUUUGUGGUAACAUCAUCUGAAUUGAAAGCUUUUCUGCGAGCCGAAGGGACACCUUUAGAUUGAGCCCAAGAAUUAUCAGUCGCAUGAGUUUCUGUAAUUAGGAAUCAAGUGAUAUCUGUGCACGUGUGAAGCGGCUCUUAAUCUUUGAUCAGCCAAGGGCCUUGACCAUUUCCUAUCUUAAAUUAAAACAAUAAAUGAAUGGAUGAAUUUAUAUUCUGCUUGUUUCGCAGUCUCUUGGCAGCUUGCAAAACAUCAGUGAAAAUAUUACAGAUGGCACAAAAUUGACAAAUAUUAAAACUGCAACUUGAUGAAUCCUCUCCAGCCAAACAACUGCAGAAACCUUGCUUAGAAAUAACACAUUCUUGUUUCUUUUGCUCCCCUGUUCCCCCUCUCUCAAUUACUUGGAACAAGGUCAUUUCAAUUCUCAUCCAUAAGUGGAGCUUAUGACUGUUAUGUUGCUUUCCCCAUUUGUACUAAUACACUGAGUGGUGUGUUGUUGUUGUUUGGUUAUACUUACUCUCUGAUUUUUAUUUAUAGUGCCAUUAUUGUUAGUUGCCCGGAGAACUUAUCUGAUAUUCAGCUUAGUUUUACUGAGAGGAGGCCCACUGAAAUGAAUGAUCAUGAUUAAGUUAGGUUCACUCAUUUUAGUAGGUCUGCUCUGAUUAAACAGUUAUUGGGUGGCAUGUAAAUAUUGUUAGAGUUCAAAUCCUGAUUAAUCCAUGUAGUUUACUGGGUGACAUGGGUCUGGUCUUCACCUCUCAGCUAACCUACCUGCCAGGGUUGUGAAGAUACAAUGGGGGGUGGGGGGGCACCAUGUAUGCAGUGUGGACUCCUUGGGAUAUAAGUGUAGUAAUAAUUUAAUAAUAGAUAAGAUUAGGGCAAGGCACCAGUUCAGCUUGCUUGUGAAGCCAUCUAGUUGUAGACAUAAUAUAAACAAUAUAGACAUAAUAUAAACAAGAUAUAAACAAUACUCUCAUGAGUAAAGUUUGUUCAUUUAUUUCAUUCAGAAUAUCUACCACUUCUCAACAAAGCGUUAAAUAGUAAAACCGGACAACAAUGAAAGCAUCCUAAAACAUGUUCCACAGUCACUGAAUCUUUUAGGCUGAUCAGUCAGUUGGCGUUAGCAGUUUGAAGCUUACCUCUCUCCUUCAUGGUUUCUCUUUUCUGUUUCAGGAGUGAUCCAGAAGGCGGUGGCCAGAUUCCACCUCCGCCAGUCACCUGGAGUCAGGUAUCGGGCUUCAGGCCCAUCAUUGAAAUGCAACUGAAAGUAUGCCUUGAACAAAUAACCCAGCUGGAGAUCUGGCAGGCACUGCAGCCGCUCACAACAGCUUAUGUUCUUUACAUGGCGGCCUAUUACAGUCACUGCAAUCAGCAGGUGAGGCCUGUGAAAACCAAAGAAAUGUCUCUUGCAACUGUCUGCUGGGUUGAUCCUUUAUUCCCCAGUGCAACUAUCCGUCUGGGCAAGACUUGGAGUACAGUCAAGGGAAGGAAGUGCAGUUGUCUUAACUGAAAUGAUACAGGUGCCUGUCUUCUGGCUUCCUUUGUAAAUUCAGGUGAACCUUGCAGCUGGUUUCAGUGUCUUUCCAGCUUAUAAUUUGCCAAGCAUGGUACCUUCCAUAUGUUGCUGGACCACAGUUCCCAUCAUUCCUGGCCACUGGACAUCCUGGCUGGGGCUUAUGGGAGUUGGAGUCCAACAACAUCUUGAGGCCCUACCUUGGUUAACCUGGCUUUACUACGAUGACUUCGGACAGGAUCAGCUUAAUAUAUCUCUUCCCCCGUUCAUGGGGAGAGUGUCAAAAGCAUCGGAAACUUUCCAAAUCAAGUGGAAAAGAUUUAGCAGUAGUUUUCAGCCCCUGUUGAAAUGACCUUCAGGAGCUUUUUUGAAGCAACUACCAGUCAAAAAUUCUUUAUGAAAUCACCAAGCAAAUGAAAAUAAUUUUGUUAUUGAUUAUACUUAGAUUGUUUGAGGCCUGACCAUAGCCAGAGCCACUUAUGCAUUCAGUAGCUGCAUUCACACAUGACAAUAACCCAUUGCUUGUCCAACAAGCCAUGAGUAGACUCACCAACAAGCAAACACGUCAUGGGCUGUUUUUCCAGAACUUGAUUUACUUUCCAACUGUUCUUGUCUAAUACUUGUAUAACUUGGUGAGCAUCUGGGGUGGGAUGGCCAGACGUAGCUCUUUGGUUUGGACCUGACACCAAACCAUAGUUAAGCUGUGGUUCAUAAGCUUCACUUUUGUUUAUUCAUUUUACGUUAUUAGUUUACGCCAGGGGAGGGGGAUUACGAAUCUCCUUCUACAUAUCAAGUCUGAAGGGAAUUUACAAACCAUAAAAACAACCAGAAAUAGUUUUAGAAACCGUACAAAAAGCAAAUAAAGAUAUGUGUUUGUUCUGUAUUGUUUUUAAACCUAGUGCCAGGGAUCUUUUCGAGCACUGGUUUGUUGCCAGAAAACAAAUCAUGGGUAGUCUUCAAACAAGCCAUUGUUAACCUAAAGAAACUAUGGAUUAACAUUACGUGUGAACCAGGCUUGUGUCUGAGCACUUUCCCCAUUCACCCAAAGCUUAUCUAGAGCAGGAGGAGUACAGUGUGCAUCUCUGUAUUCCUCUGUUUUGUUUGAUGUCUCCCUUACAGCACAGGAAAGGAGGAAGAGCUCCUGUUGGGAAGGAGACAGUGGUAGUCAACUGUAGAGCAUAAACAGGAAAGAACAGUUUCCUCCUUGCCAGUUGUUCAAUAUAUUUUGACACCCUUGACCCACUUCUAAUUCCAUACAGAAAAGUAGUGACUGAUGUCUCUAUCUUGCAAGGAGCUGAAUUAAAGAGUCCUGGAUUUGCAAGGGCCUGUAAGGAGACUCUUCAGCUGUCCCACUUGAAGCAUUAGGGCAGUUACACCAGCCCAGGAGUUCCCAAACUCUGGUCCAUGGACCAGCAGUGGUUGCAAGCUUCAUUCAGGUGGACAAUGACAGAUCUCUUUUGAUACAAUUAAAAACCAUGCAGCAUCUAGCACAUUCAACAUACAAUUGCUACAACAGGUAGAUUAAUUAUUAAGUGAUCUGCCAAGAUGUCCUGCAAUUUUCCUGUGAGGCAGGGAAAGAGACAAUGAGUUUGAGAACCACCCUUCUUGCUGUGCUCUUGCCUUGUACUUGAGUUCUUUAAUAAAACAUCCCUAGGCAAAUAUGUUUGGAGGCAUUGAUCAUGCAUAAUAUAUCACUGUCCUGGACAAUGUCAUGAGGCAAAAUCAUGUGCCUGCAGCAUCUUGAAUUUAAAAAGGAAGGAAAUCAAUAGGUCUGACUCAUGCACUGUAUAUGUUGUUGGCUUAAUUUCAGAGUUUUCACAAAAACGCCUUUUUCCUCCCGUUUCCCCCCUCACAGCCAUCAGUAAACCCCAUUGACUCCUUAGAGGAAGUGGAGCAUCUGACAUCAGCGCUGCUGCUGCCUCUCCUCAGCCAGCCAGUCAUGCAGAACCUCUGGGAAAUGCUCAGGUAAAAUCUGUGCCCACGUCUGUUGCUGCUGCAGCAAGCCAACAAGCAGCAGUGGUGCUGUGCUGUCAUUCUUCGGGCAGCUGAAACAGUUCUGCUGGAUGGACAGGGCUGUGUGUCUUCUUUCCUUCUGCCCCUGUCCCUAUUUGUCUUUUGAUCUCGCUCAUAAAGUCAGAGUAAAUUAUGCAACGUGGGCAUACAUUAAACUGCAUCAUUUACACGGGUCACAGAAUCCUGCUUUGUGGCACAGAAUAUUAGUUUACCUUAGUGCAGAGGGUUCUUUAUUCUUGCCAGUGUGGUGUAGUGGUUAAGAGCGGUAGUCUCGUAAUCUGGGGAACCGGGUUCGCUCCUCCGCUCCUCCACAUGCAGCUGCUGGGUGACCUUUGGCCAGUCACCCUUCUCUGAAGUCUCUCAGCCCCACUCACCUUACAGAGUGUUUGUUGUGGGGGAGGAAGGGAAAGGAGAAUGUUAGCUGCUUUGAAACUCCUUCGGGUAGUGAUAAAGCAAGAUAUCAAAUCCAAACUCUUCUUCUUCUUCUUGCCAGGGUGUUACUUAAUGGCCAGAUCAAGGUGUGUGCUGGUGUUGGCAAAUAGAUCAUGUGCGCAGUUAGGCAUCUGCAUACCUCUGGAGCGCUUGCUUCCAGAUAAUGAGGGCAAGUUUGUCUGCUCUUCAAGAGGAUAGCGUUGCACUGUAGGUUCAGGAUUGUGCUUUCUGCAACCACCUAUAUGGCAAAGCUGAAGAAGCCAAGGAGUGAAGGAGGGUACUCUGGGAGUGGUCUGUGGGGGUAGAGUCCUACUUUGUCCGACAAACCUAGCACAUGAAACAAAUCCCAAAUUGGCCCUGGGUUGGUCAGCAGAACCCCAGAACAGCAUGUGGGGUCAAGUGGGGAAUGCUUGCCUUGAUGGUACUAUUGUCUUAGCAUACCGUUGAAUUUCUCUCUUUAGCUGGCAACGCUUUAAUCUCAUGGAUUUAUUUUUUUUAAUAAGUUGCUUUUUUCUCAGUAGUCUUUGCCUUCUGAAGUAUAACCUCUCUCUCUCUUUCUCUCUUUUCCACACAGGCCAUGCUCUGCUGUGUGCAAUCCUUUAACCUGCUCUCCAGCGCCAGAAUCUCUCCCCAGCAUCGUUUCUCUGAGCUGCACUGGGGGCAAACCCCCAAUGAGCCUUGCAGGCUCUAAAUCGCCUUUCCCUUUCCUUACUGCCUUCCUGGUGCUUGUCGACAGCAUCAUCACCGUACACAAAGGGCUGGUUGGCAAGGUGAGCCCUCCUGGUGUUUUGUUCUGCUGUUCUUCGAGCCAUUUCUGUUGGAGACAUGCUCUGUUCCAAAAAAGAGAACAGAGGACACUUCCUGCAUCUGAGAAGAAAGUGUAAACAAGGGCACUGUAACAGUGUCCCAUUUAUGUGUUUCAGGCAACCAGAUGCAAUAAAGCCAGGAGUUGGUUGAGCGAGCCCUGAAAGCCUAACCCUUGGGCAUAUGAGAGCCUGAAGUCUAGCCUUUGGUCAUAUAAACCCUCUUCAGUUUUUAUAAAAUUUUAAGCUUGGAGGCAUGAGGCUAUGUGAACCGCCUGCAAAAACACCACCCCGACUUGGCAAAUUCUGUAGAUGGUUUAUAAGCGUGUUUGUGUACAAGCCUUCCUCCAGUCUUGAACCCCAGUUGUGCAGGGGUUCUUAUCUCAGGGAAGCUUGCAGAUAUGCUCAGUGCAGAGGAGAGCAACAGAGAUGAUAAAGGAUCUGGAAACCAACCCUUACGAGGAAUGGUUGAGGGAACUGAAGGAGCUGGGUAUGCUUAGCUAGAAGAAGAGAAGACUGAGAAAUGACAUAAUAGCAAUCUUCAAAUAUCUGAAGGGCUGUCACAUGGAAGAUGGAGCAAGCUUGUUUUCUCCUUCUGCAGAUGGGUUGUUAAAAGUCUGAAAAGCUCCGGAGCAGUAAAAUUGACAGACUUGGCAAGAAAGAAGGAGCAGUAACCAUAAAUGAUUACUUUUCCAGACAAAUGGGCUCUUUUCCUAUGUCUCUUAAAAUGUGAAUAUAGCAUGCAUUGUUCUCUCCGGGGAAACCAUCAGUUUUCAAUUAUCCCAGCAGACAAUGAGAAGGAUGUUGUAGUAGCUGAGCAUAUGAAUGACAUUUCUAUAUGACAGAAAAAAACUAGCUAAAGGAGACUAUCACCCUCUAGAUUCAGGUGUUUUUGAACUGACAUUACCUUUUUUUUUUUCUUGACACAGUAUGUCUCCAUACUGGACGUGAAGGGUGUGACAGACUAUCUGCUGCAGAGCUGGACUGCUGACCCGCCUUCUAUAACUCCUUCCUCUGCUUGGCUCUUGAGCCAUGAGUACCAUUUUCAAUAUUACGUGCUUUCACUGGCUCAGAAAAUGGUAAGCUCUUUGCAUCCCUCUUCACUUCUGGUUUGCUUAGCCCACCCAUCACCAGCCUAGGGCCCUCCAGAUGUGUUUUACUACAGCACAUGCUGGUUGUGACUGAUGGGAGUUGUAGUCCAAAACAUCUAAGGAACACCAGGGUGGCUUUGCCCAUGUCCUUAUUACAGAACCUGCUGGGGAGGGGGCAUGAUGAAUGAGGCUGUGGUUCCUCAAUAGAAUUUGGCACCUACUGAUUCACUUUACAAUGUUCCCCACUCUCCAUUCCCCACCUUUGAUAAUGAAACGGACAAAAGAAGCCAAUAGGUGUUUUUCCCCCACCUCCCAUCCCAAUUUGCCACCCAUAAAGAAAACAUACUGCAGCUUCUUAAAAGUCUGCAGAGACCUAAAGCUGUCUUCUUCUACUCCCACCCACUCCCUUGCCACCCAAACAUCAGUAGACUCUGUCUGAAGGGACUUACGGGUUGUGGGAAAGUUGGGGGUUGUGCCGUGUGUAUUCAUUCACCAUAAGGUGAAACUGGCUGAAAAUCUGAGUGAUCUACUGUGUAAAGCCCAGAUUUUGGCCAACCGAAGUAUCUGCCUUAACUUGUCUCCCACCACCUUGCAUAAACACCAUGCAAAGUUGCACUGUGUUGCGCUGAUUUGCGGACUUCAUGGUGAAAAGCCAAUGUGUAGGAGGAUAUCUUCUGAGGUUGUUCAUCAGUAUAAAAAAACUGCCUACUCUUGCAGGCAUAGAACACCUCCCUUUAUUCCUGCCCCUGCCCUGUGUCAUAUCAUGACCCGUAUAUCUGUGUCAAUGCGCAUGGCUGCAACAUUUUCACAUGCUGGAUUUUUGUUUCCUGUGCAGGCAGGUACUUGUCCGGAUUACAGCCGGCAUGCUUCACUCCAUCACUGCGUUGCCAUGGUGUUGUUAAGCCGUUUGUUGCCAGGCAGUGAGCACCUGGCUCAUGAGCUCCUAUUGGGCCUUGUUUUCAAUGCAAAACUGAUUCCGUAAGUUCCACUCCCUCUUUCCACCUCUUCCCCAUCGCUCCCCUUGAGUAACCCUUCCAAAGAUGAGGAUGUGGAGAAACUGUUUUGGAAAAAAGAGAGAUUUACAGGAGAGCUUUAGUUUCAGUAACCUACUGGGGAUCCUGUUCUAGGUUUCCUUGCAGUGGGAGUUGAGGACAUAAAACGAGUCUUGCUGGAUGUUACUAAAAGUGUGUCUAGAUCAUAAGCAGAUGCUUAUGACAAGCAGGACACAACUAUCUUAUCAUUCUGUUCCUCUUUGAUCCCCAACAAUUGAUAUUCCGAGGCACACCGUCUCUGAUCCUGGAGAUAAUAGAUAGCCGUCAUGACUAAUACUUGUGCUGUCUACAUAGCUGAAUAAACAUUUUGAUGCAGCUCCAUGGCCCUGAAGGACAAAGGGUGACUUCUUGCUCUUCUCUGCACCAGCUGUGAAGUCUUUUAAAUCUCCAUGCCAUCUUUAUUGCUUUUCCACUUGUAACUUUUGCUGUGCAAAAAGUUGGAGGUUAUGUUUGUGCAAUUUUUAAAAAUUGACUUCUUCUAUGUUGAUGGUGAUAUAUCCUUAACGUAAACACUGCAAAGUGGGUUAAGCCAUGAGAGAUUUGCCGAGGCCUAAGAAGGUGACCUAGUCCACAAACGUGGCACUUUUCGGCACUGCACUGCACAAGAGUCAGUCUGAAAGCAGAAAAUGGGCGUUGGGAAUUGCCAUGCGUUCAGACCAUUUCCCUUGCAGUAUAUUCCUCAUCCCAAAAAUAAGUUAUUAAAUUUCACAACGUUGAGGCUGCUUAUAGUAAUGAGAAAAGGAACUGAAUGUUUGAAUCUCCUUGGUAACAUGGAUUCCCACGUAUAAAAACAAUUGGUGGCCUCUGCAUACAUUGACUCCAGCUCCCAUCAUCCCUGGCCAUCGGUUGGCUGUGGUUGCUGGGCGUCCAGCAAAAUCAAGGUGGGGAAGGGUGCUGUAAGCUAUGAUAAUGAGUGCUACACACUCAGAGGCCCUUUCUACAUCCAGGAAUCCCCUUUAUACCCCUUUCUGAGCUGCCCUAGCUAUUCCUGGAGGUGCAUUUAUUCUAGCAAUCUUAUCUCUGUUCUGUUCCAGUUAGGCACUUCAUAUAUACUUAUAAGCAGCACCUGCCACACUGUAGAAUAUAUUUCCUUAGGGCAGCGCCCUGGAGUCACGCUGCAUCUUUAUUUGUGAAAAUGUAGAUCAUAAGACUGUUGGGGAUUACUCUUGUGCUGUAGGAAAUAGAUAAGCAAAUAGCAAAUAUCAUUGCAUUAAUCAAGAAAGCAUUGGUAUUCAUCACCUGUCCCCCCCCCCUCUCUUUUGUACAGGGAAGGCAAAUCAGGGGGGCCAGAAGCUGCUGAUUUCUCAGACCUCCUGCACUUGAGCUCAAAGGCGAAGCCAGCACAGCCAGGCUCAGCAGCUGCUGUUCCUCCCCUCCCUAGUCGUGGUGCCUUACUGGAGGAAGCAUACCAACAUCUCCCACAGAUCCAGGCCUGCUACCUCUCUCACUCUGCUUACUUGGAGCCCGCCCUUGUUCAUUCCAGAGAUGUUUACCAAGGACAAACACACUUAAUCCAAUCCAUGAUUCUUCCUGAGGUCAAAGGGCCAAUCCUGCCUUCCGAUUGGCCGUUCCUUCCUCUCAUCAACCUCUAUAACAGUGUGACUGGUGCAGAAACCCGGUGGGCUGGGCUGAGUUCUCUCCCACUGGAUCUUGUGCGCACAGUGACUCAGAACCUGCAGUGGGUCCUCUUACUGGAGACUUGGAGAGCCAGGGUCCUUCAGGGCAUCUCGGCGGCAGCCAAACUUGCAAGGCUUAUGUGUGUCUUCCUCACGGGCAGCGACUUGUUCCUGGAAGGGCCUGUCCAUUGCUACACCGCUGCUCUACUCUCCCUCUACUGCCAGCCCAAAGUCCUGGAUUCCUUGAACUUGGAUGCUCCCCUCCCUGGCUUAGCUUCUUUCCAUGACCUCUACAUCAACCUUCUUGAACAGUUUGAAGGAGUCUCCUUUGGAGACCCACUCUUUGGCGUCUUCGUGCUUUUUCCUCUGCAGAGGCGGUUUAGUGUGCAGCUAAGGAUGGCUGUGUUUGGAGAGCAUGUGAGCACCUUGAGGGCGUUGGGAGUUCCACUCCAGCAGGUAGGUCUCCCCAAGAUAAGGCUGGUUUGUUUUGGGGUAGGGGUGGACUUUGGGGGGUGGGAAGCAAGCUCAAGAAAGCCCCGCUGGAUCAGACUGAAGGCCCAUUUAGUCCAGCAUCUUGUUCUUCCUGUGGCCAACAAGAUGUCUAUGAAAAUCCUACAAACAGCACAUGAGCAUAGCAGAACUCUCUACUUGUAAUCCCCAGCAAAGCUGUCUUGAGCAGUAGCCAUUGAUAGCCUUAACACUUUAUGAAUGUGUCUAACCCUCUUAUAAAUCCAUCCACGUUGGUGGUCUUCACUACAUCUUUGGGUUUAGCUAUGUGCUGCGUGAAUAAGUACUUCCUUUUGCCUGCCCUGAAUCUUCCAUGUCCCCGUAUUCUAGUACUAUGAGAGAGGGAAGGAAGGAAACGUAUAAGGAGGCAGAAGUAGCUGGCAGGAUUAGGGGGAGCAUAAUUCUGUUCCCCACUAAGGAUGGACUGAGCAGCCUAAUUCCCUCUCCACUUUUAGUUUUGCUGGAGCUCAGUCUGUCAGUUUGCAUUUCUUGGUGCAGAAAGUAUUGAUCUGAUGUGUAGAGAUUUUUCCUUUUCUAAUUAAUUCAAGAGGGUUCUGGAAACUUCUCUGUGUGAAAGAAACAAGCAGAAGGUUCAUGGUGUUUGGGUUAUUCCUUCAGAGAAGCUGAGUGCAGCUGGUUUAAACUGGUUCUGUUAUCUCUUCUGUCAAGGUCAUGCUGACUAUAAAAGUAAGGCCAGAAGGAGUCUGGGUUUCAAUUUCUCUUUCUACCUCUCUUCCUUCUGGUGUGGUGUUUUGUACAUAGUAUAAGUUAUUGUAAGUUUAAGUCUGCUGCAACUGGACUUCUUAUGGACAGUGCCAAUCCUGAAUGUAUGGGAUUUGUGACCAUUAUACUCAUUUGCCUUCAGCAGCAGUAACGCUCUGCUGGAUGAAAUUUUAAUUGCCUCUGGUCUAUUUUUUGGAAAUCCUGCAACAUGUUUAAGUUUUUACUCUCCUAACUAUAUGAUGGAAUCUGCUCUGGAUCAGUAUUGAGUAGAAUUACAUGACACAGUCAUAGGUCUGUUCCAUCCUAUCUUGUGUGCCUGAACAAAUGCAUGAAGAGUCUGCAGUUAAAUUUUACACACUCUUCAUGUACAAUUAUUAUUGUGUGUGUGUGUGUGUACAAUAAAUGUGUUUCGGUGUAUUUUUCUAUAAAAUAUACUUUUUUGAAAACAUAAAAUGCAUAUUUUUGAGUGGUGUUGCUUUCUUGGUUUUGUUGCAGUUUCCUGUGUCUCUGGAGCGAUACCUUUCCCCUGCUGAAGACAACCUGAACCUCCUCCGGCAGUACUUUCAGACCUUGGUCACAGGGACCUUGCGACAGAACUGGUGCCCUGUACUUUAUGUGGUUGCUGUGGCCCAUGUCAACAGCUUCAUUUUCUCACAGGAUAGCACCACACAGGUAUGCGAUCAUCUUUUGGCCCUGGUGCAUCCUGUUCUUCUACCAAGCUGGUUGUGUGAUGCACACAGUUCCUUCCUGUUAUGUUUUGAUGCUCUGUCUCAAUUGGUUGUGUGAAAAGCCCGUCAGCUUUUAGGAGGGAGGAUCUGGAUGAAUGUCUUGUCCUGGGCUGUCAGUGUGGACCUGGGAUUUUUAGAGAUAACAGAAAUAGCCUGUGGCAUUGUUGUUGGGUUGCCUUUUGAAGACAAUAUGGAAAUUUUCAUUUGUCCAGAGUGCUCCACUGCUGCCCUCCUGCUCGUAGGAGAAGCGUGUGAGCUGCUUCACACUUUGUUUUUGAGAAAUGCUUUAAUUCCCUGCUCAGGAGAUUGAAUCCUGCUGCCUUUGCUGCACAUUCCUGUUGGGAACAGGGCACCCAGCCAAUGCAGGAUUAAAUCCUCUCCUCCUGCCCACCCGCUGAUGUCAACAGUGAUGUCAGCUGAUGGGUGUGCAGUUGUAGUUUGGGGAAAAUGGUCUCCUGGAUCAAACUAGAACCUCUGGUGGUUCAAGGUUGGCCCACAUGCUAAGCCAUGCUUUGGCUUAGAGUGAAGUGUGAGCCAGACCACUGAAUCCUCACUAGGUCUAUCAGGCCACUUGUCAUGCAUGCCAGCAGAAAGCUGAUUUGCCAAGAAACUUAAUUCAGAAAGAGCAGCCCAAGAAACAAGAUGUAUCUGCAUGGGUUCUUCUGAGCACACUAAACUCUUGAAGAAAAGGUUGCUAUAUAGGAUAUAGAGAUUUUGGCUCUUGCAUGUUCAUUGUUGCCUGUGAUGGCCAACAAUUCCCUUGGGGGUUCUGAAGAGUUGGAUUCCUUUCUCUUAGAAAAGCAACUAUAAUAAGUUUAACUUUUAUUUUAUUGGUACUUUUAUCUCAGGAGGCUGAUGUGGCCCGAAAAAGCAUGCUCCAGAGGACUUGGCUCUUGGCUGAUGAGGUAGGCACCCUGCAGCUGGCUCUCAAAACCAGUCCUCGUAAUGCUACAAAAGAGUUUUGUGGCGUGAUGAAUUUUCACAGUGCUCCCAACGUCUCUAUGGGUUGUUUGGCUGAGACACAUUAGUUCAGCCCAUUGCCUCACUGCAAACAAUUGCUCUGGUUUCUCUACUGAGUCUUCUUGCGCAGCAGCACAAAGUACACAUCAUUUCCAUAGGAAUGGAGGGAUGUUGAUCAUGCAAACUGUUGAACACCCUUCUUACAAUCACAGUUUAGCAUAAAAAUGCCCAACUAAGAAGCAAGCCCCGAUUCUAUAUGGUAUGUGACAGAGCACAUUUUAUUGUGUGGCCAGUUGGGUAAUUUUCUGAAAGGCAGGCUGUUGGGUGAGGAAUAUUUCUGCACUGGAACAGUUAAAUGGAGGAAGUUCAAACCUAACCUCAGCCACCAAUUCACUAGAGACUUAGGCAAUCCGCUAAAUGUGAUUGGGAGAUUCAGCAAGCACUAUUGUAAGCUGAUAGCUAGGAAUCUUGUUUCCCCUUCAUAACAAGCAUUAAAACUUACAGCACAGUUCAAACAAUAACUCUGUUUGCAGCUGAGGUACCAGCAACCUAAUACUGACGCGCAGCGUAAAUUAAGAAUGCAGAGUUUUUAACUGAAAGAAUAAGAACUUUACUGAGUUAAAAUAAACUUCUUCAUAAACAACAUGGUUCAAAACAGUUUGACUGAGAUGACAUACUGACUCUGCUCACAACUGAGGCAGACUGACUCUGACUGAAAUCUUACAGAGAACACAGAGAGAAAAUGGCUGCUAAGUCACAUGUCAGAGUGACUCAACAGUUAGCAGUUAGGCCUGAAUAACUUGAGUAGGCCCAAAUGAUUGUGCAGUCCCAGCACUUCCCUGCCUGCUUUGCUGCUUCUGCUCUCAUGUGUCUUUGUCACAUGACAAAUACUGCAGGCGUUGUAGCAGUAUUAAGGUGCAAAUUUCCCCAGAACAGAUGUGCUAAUGGUAUGAACAUCAUGUGUUUGGGCUGCAGCGUCUGAGUGACUACUGCUUAGUUCCCUUGUGCUCCUUAUGCUUUCCCCAUAAGAAAAAAAGCAUAGCCUGGAAUGGCCCAUAUCUCCAGGGUUUGAGCCAUAUCGGGGAAACUGCUUUUCUUUCAUUCACCCUCUGCUUCCUCCUACACUCUUCAGGUACUCAAGCGACAUCUUCUCUACUAUAAAUUGCCAAAUAAAGAGAGCCAGGUGGGCUUUGACCUUUAUGAGCAGCUUCCCACCAUUCGUCUGAAAUACCUGAACACCGUGACUAAGAAGCAGCCCAAGGAGGAGCCAUUCACAUCAGAUUUGUAGAGAAGAACCUCAGCAGCUGACAGUGGGUGGGGUGGGGUGGCAGCAGUGCUAAGACUGGAGAGGAGGCCGGUCACCCUCCUGGUCUCUUGCCUUGCCUGAGGAGCACGACAGGAAGGGAUCUGCACUGUCGGCCUGGCUUGGCCUUGGCAUAGUUUCCGUGAAAGCGGCUUGACUCUUCAUGAUGGAAGAAAUUCGACAAGCAAGUGUUUCUGCCAAGAUGAAAGACAAAUGAUUUUAGGAAAAAAAUAAAAGGUGAUGCAAAUGUGAGAUGUCGGUAGGAUUAUUGGCAUCUCCUACUAGAAGACAGAAAGGCUUAAUUUGCUCGUAGCACGUGGUGAAAUGUACAGUGGUACCUCGGGUUACAUACGCUUCAGGUUACAGACUCCGCUAACCCAGAAAUAUUACCUCCGGUUAAGAACUUUGCUUCAGGAUGAGAACAGAAAUUGUGCGGUGGCGGCGCAGCAGCAGCGGGAGGCCCCAUUAGCUAAAGUGGUGCUUCAGGUUAAGAACAGUUUCAGGUUAAGAACGGACCUCCGGAACGAAUUAUGUUUGUAACCAGAGGUACUACUGUACCUGGAAUGUUAAGUCUUAUGGUUUGGCUGGAAGGCUGUAAUUCAGCACUGGAUUUAGGGUGGAGUGGGUGGUUCCUCCGCACAGGGCGCUGAGCCGAGGGGGUGCAAAAUCGAGAAGAUUCAUAAUUGAGAAGAUCCAUUUGGGGAUGCCAAAUUUUGGCCUCGUACAGGGCACUGAAAGAUUACCAAAGUAUGUCCCUUCUGCAAUGACUGGGGUAGAAAUAUCUGGGAAAAGUGGGAACUGAUUCACCAGAAUUGUUCAUGGGAUAGUGAUUUGAGCAAGCUGUUGAGUCCUGCAGCUGUUCUGCGCCUGACACCUCUCAGGAAACAACAUUAGACGUUUCCAUCUCUGUGCAAAGCCACCUGUUCCCUCCACCCCCAAUCUCUCCGCAUUAGCUGUUUUUCUCUCUCUUUGUUUUUCUAACCAUAUUAUAUUUAAUAAAGUUAUCUUUCGCAUAACAGGAUGUUUUGGCAGCUGCAACAACUCCCCAAAAGCAAAAGAAGAAGAAUGUGGUUGGUGGAACUUAGUAAAUCUGAAGGCAUGCUCUGGGAUGCCAUGUCAGGGAUCUGUAGGGGACACACUGGAGCAUGCAAACCCAAAGGGAGUCUGGGCUUGUUCCCAUCACAGCUAGUUUUCCAUGAUGUCCAAACUCAGCCACUGUUUGAGUGACAAGGCCAUCUAAUCACACUUCCUGUGAUUAGGAAGCGAUUACCAUUGCCCCCCCUUUUUUUUUGCCAGGGCAACCUAAAGCAACGUACAACAAUAAAUGAAUAACAUACAUUGAAACCCUCAUAAAACACAGAAAAAUCGUAAGACACAUUCUUAUUUUUAAAAGAUAGGAUUUAAAACCCCAUUCAUUAAAGGAGGCCAUAGAUAAUGAAUAGCCAAAUGUUGGGGGGGGGGGAGUUUUUGUCUGGCGCAUAGAUACGUAACAGUGAGACUCCCUAGGGAAAACACUGCAGUCCAAAACAUCUGAAGGCCACUGUGUUGGCUACCAGCUGCUACAAGUUUUCUUGCAAACUACAGUAGUGACAAGUCACAAAUGGGAGGCAGAGUACCAGAGCCUGCAGCAGCUCACAGGAGGAAGCAAGAUGAGAUUUUUGAGGGAUGCUUCCUCUCUGCAAGAUCCCUUGCCAUGUUGGAAAUGCAGUCCCUGCACCCCACAGAAGCUCAGCAUGGCCAAGAGCCACUAAACUGAUGUCUAGCUAUACAGGAUGAUGAGCAAGAUCCGAGCAGGACAGCUGUUUACUUUCUGAAUCUUGGUUUUGACAUGCCUCUCUCAGCUGCAAUUCAGUCCCUCAUAAAAUCAAUGCACAAUCAUUGAUUUCUCCCUUUCUCCUUUCCUGAGAGCUGUGAGCAACUUUACAGUUUGAAUUACCGAGAAAAAUAAGAACUAAGCUAAGAGCUAAUUGUUUUUCCUAAAUUUACCAAGCCUGUUUCCUGUUUUAUGCAAGCAAUAUUCUGGGAACUUCUGAAACUUAAAAAUGAAUACUAAUGUUUUGUGCGUUUGGGAAGAGUUUAGGUUAGAUAAAGAAGAAGCUAUGGCAAGGUUUGCAAAUAUGGAAUCUCCUAAUAAAUCUUAGUACCCUUAAUAAAUUACAGUUCCCCAGAUUCUUGGAGGGAAGCCAUGACUGCUUAAAAUGGUACGCUGCCACUUAAAAGUUAUGGUGCAGGUGUGACCAAAGGUAACCCAUCAUUGGCAGAAUGUUAUGGUGUGUUCUUUCUAUAAAUCACUAGAGGGUGCUGCUGAACAAAAUAUUAGUAAAAAUCCUGCUCUAAAUAUAGAAGAGGAGUUUCUGUUUUUGGAUAACCAAAUUAAAACUUGAAAAACCUAGUCAAAUCUUGCUUUGGUGGGUGUUCUGAGCAAUUGUUAGGAAUUCGCACAAUGGACAUUUUUAAAUCAAAUCGAUUUUUUUAAUUAAAAGAACAUGGUAAAAUGUGCCCACCAAUUACCGGUAAGUUAAUCUGUACAGGAGUGAAACAAAAUUAUCUGUCUGGUGCUUUUUAUUAGGUGUGAUACAGUGGAUAUUAGAUUAUAACUUCCCUCUUCUUUUCUGCUCAGGAUUUUGAAGUUAAGAAAAAUCCACAGUUGGUAAAAACCUGAAAUUCUAUUCUGCUUUAUAAGCAAACUUAGAAUAAUUAGCAUCAUAUUUGGGGUUGUAUAAUAGGUGAAGCAUCUUCACAGCAUGAUCCUACAUGUGUCUUUGCACAGAAAUAAGUCCCAUUGGAUUCAGUGGGCUUACUGCCAGGUCAGUAAGUACUGAUUACAACCUCAGUUGAUUGUCUCCUCUUUGAUGAGUUCUUGUUUGUGAUUACUGAAGAGUGGCAUUCCCCCUUUUUUUAAAAAAUGAUAUUUAUUGAGAAUUUAAAAUUACAG
This is a messenger RNA of Podarcis lilfordi (Lilford's wall lizard), 47371 nucleotides long. The record is from the annotation of a GenBank genome assembly. Lineage: Eukaryota; Metazoa; Chordata; Lepidosauria; Squamata; Lacertidae.